Molecule: messenger RNA, 52236 nt
Organism: Dendronephthya gigantea
Lineage: Eukaryota; Metazoa; Cnidaria; Anthozoa; Malacalcyonacea; Nephtheidae
Exons: 203
Coding region: 101-51883 (17260 amino acids)
Molecular function (GO): protein binding
Source: RefSeq, a predicted model, not a curated record
AAGGCCACGGCCAGGACGAAGGCCAAGGCCAAGGCCAGGGAUACGCCCACGUCCACGACCACGACCACGACCUCUCCUAAAGCCAGUUCGAGGUGCUAAAAUGCAGAUUUGGAACAACCUUAGAGGCAAUGCACAUGUACUUUCAACACUGUUUGCUGACAGGCGUUAUCCUAAAAGACCUACUCGAACAAGAAAAAUUGGUCGACUGGAAGCACCUCCAAAUAGUGGAAACCGUCAUGGUGUUAGACUGACUGCUUAUUAUAAGCCCCCAAGAACAGGCCACUAUACGUUUUACCUAGCUGGUGAUGACCAAUGCCGACUGUCUAUCAGCAGUGAUUUUACUUCAAGAAACUUAAGGAUGAUUGCAAUGUUUCCUAAAGGAUUGUGGACUAGACGUAACCAAUGGAACAAACAUCGGUCCCAGAAAUCAUCUAGAGUUUAUUUGAGGAGUGGUCGUGUCUACUACAUUGAGGCUCUGAUGAUAGAUGCUGGGGGACCUGACCAUCUUAGUGUUGGAGUAAGAAUUCCUGGUGGACGUUUGCAGAGACCAAUAUCAAGGAACAAUCUCUAUAUAAUUCCACCAGCUCGUUUUGUCCGGCCUAUCCGUAGAAGAUCAAUACGUGGAGUAAAAAUGCAAAUGUGGACUAGGAUUGGAUCUCAUCAUUUAAAUGCUCUACUUGGCAACAUUCGAUACAAGCGAAGAAGACCUGACAUGACCAUUAAUAUACCUGGUUUAAAGACACCUGUGAACAUUGAUGAUAAUUAUGGCCUUCGUCUUACUGCUUACUAUAGGGCACCUAGAACAGGACAAUAUGUAUUUUAUGUUGCUGGUGAUGAUGAAUGUAGAAUGCGAAUCAGUAGAAACCGUAGUCCAAGAUAUCUUCGACAGAUUAUACGUUUUAAAACGAACCUGUGGACCAAUCCAAACCAAUGGAAUAAAGACAGAACACAAAAGUCAAAAGCCAUCCAGCUAAUCAGGGGAAAAGUUUAUUUCAUGGAGGUUGUGAUGAAGGAAGGUGGUGGUGGUGAUCAUCUCAGUGUUGGAGUAAGAAAACCAGGUUUAAGAGGCAUCAAACCAGUUUCAAGGAGAAAUCUUUACCAGAGACCUCCAGGGCGGCGACGAAGACCAGGACGAAGACCCGGACGAAGACCAGGACGAAGACCAGGACGAAGACCAGGACGAAGACCAGGACGACUGCCCAGACCAAAACAGCGACCAAUGCGAGGUGUUUUAAUGGAGAGAUGGAAUGGAAUUGGAGGAAAUGAACUGUGGCGUCUUUUUACCAAUCCACGAUAUCCAAGAAGACCUAGUCAGCGUGUAAAAAUAAGAAAUCUAGUGUCACCUGUCAAUAAGGGAAACAACUAUGGAUUGCGAUUGAAAACAUAUUUUGUGCCUCCAAGGACUGGUCGAUAUGUGUUCUAUGUUGCUGGGGAUGAUCAGUGUCAGCUCUCCAUAAGUACAGAUUAUACCCGUAGAAAUUUGCAGAUGGUUGUUAUGUUCCAAAAGGGAUUAGCAACUGGACGAAAUCAAUGGAAUAAACAUAAAUCUCAAAGGUCUCCUCCAAUCCGCCUUUAUCGUGGAAAAGUGUAUUACAUGGAAGCUUUAAUGAAAGAAGGUGGUGGUGGAGAUCACAUAAGUGUUGGAAUGAGAAUGGGAAAAAGAAUCAGACCCAUUCCUAAAAGAUAUCUUUACAUGGUUCCACCAGUACGACGUAAAAUUCGGAGACCAAGAUUUGUGAGAGGAGCAAAAAUGCAAAUGUGGACAAGGAUUGGAUCUAAUAACUUGAACACCUUGCUUCGCAACUCCCGUUACCCUAGAAGACCUGACAUGACUAUCAAUGUACCUGGUUUAAAAUCACCAGUCAACAUUGGAGACAACUAUGGAUUACGUCUAACUGCAUAUUAUAGGGUACCUCGGACUGGUUAUUAUACAUUCUAUGUUGCUGGUGAUGAUGAGUGUAGAAUGCGAAUCAGUAGAAACAGUAAUUCAAGAUAUCUCCGCCAGAUCAUACGUUUUAGACGGGGUCUCUGGACAAAUCAAAACCAAUGGAAUAAAGAUCGGUCACAAAUGUCAAGAAAAAUGAAGCUAAGAAGAGGAAGAGUUCAUUUCAUGGAGGUAGUAAUGAAAGAAGGUGGUGGUGGUGAUCAUGUUAGUGUUGGAGUUAAAAAACCUCGUUCAAAGCGUAUCAGACCUAUUUCAAAGAGGGAUAUUUUCGUCAGACCACCAGGAAGAAGAAAACAUAGACCUGUACCAGGCCGUAAACCACCAAGAGGUGUUCCACAUCAUAGACCACGACCUAGGCCAACUGUUCGUCCAAGACCAAGGCCUAUACUGAAGCCAGUUCGUGGAGCAACAAUGCAGAUUUGGAACAACUUAAGAGGGAAUGCGCAUGUCUUGUCAACACUGCUUUCUGACAGACGUUAUCCUAAAAGACCCACUCGAACAAGAAGAAUUCAACGUCUAGUAGCACCUCCGAAUGGUGGCAAUCGUUAUGGUGUCAGAUUGACAGCUUAUUAUAAAGCUCCAAGGACAGGACGAUAUACAUUCUAUCUUUCUGGUGAUGACCAAUGCAGACUGUCUAUCAGCAGUGAUCAUACUUCACGAAACCUAAGAAUGAUUGCAAUGUUCCCAAAAGGAUUGUGGACUAAGCCUAACCAGUGGAACAAACACCAGUCCCAAAAGUCGACAUCAGUCUACUUAAGGCGUGGCCGUGUAUAUUUUAUGGAGGCUGUGAUGAUAGAUGCUGGAGGACCUGACCAUCUUAGUGUUGGAGUAAAAAUUCCUGGUGGAGGUUUGCAAAGACCAAUAUCAGGCAGAAAUAUCUAUGUUCUUCCAUCAGGUCGAGCUGUACGACCCACACGGAAAAGAUCAAGAAAAGGAGUUAAAAUGCAAAUGUGGACCAAAAUUGGAUCUCAUCAUCUGGAUGCUCUACUCCGGAACAUUCGAUACAGACAAAAAAGAGCUGACAUGACUAUCUAUCUACCUGGUUUAAAGACACCAGUGAACAUUGAUGACAAUUAUGGUCUACGCCUUACUACAUACUACAGGGCACCCCAAACAGGGUAUUAUACAUUUUAUGUAGCCGGAGAUGAUGAAUGUAGAAUGAGAAUCAGUAAAAACCGAAGUCCAAGAUAUCUUCGAAAGAUCAUACGUUUCAGAAAGAAUCUCUGGACAAAUCCUAACCAAUGGAAUAAGGAUCGAUCACAAAAGUCAAGAAAAAUUAGAUUGAGAAGUGGAAAAGUCUACUUUAUUGAGGUGGUAAUGAAGGAAGGUGGUGGUGGUGACCAUCUCAGUGUUGGUGUCCGAAAACCUCGUACAAGAAGAAUCAGACCUAUAUCAAGGAGAAAUCUUUAUUCAAGACCCCCAGGUAGAGGAAGAAGACCUCGUCCCAGACCAGGACGCCCAGGACGACCGGGAAGAGUGCCUAGACCACGACCAGUAAGAAAGCCUAGACCACGACCAGUAAGAAAGCCAAUGCAUGGUGUUAUGUUGGAAAGGUGGAAUGGAAUAGGUGGAAAUGAGCUAUGGCGUCUCUUUACUAAUCCGCGAUAUCCAAGACGACCUAAUCGGCGUAUGAAAAUAAAAAACCUUAUCUCACCUGCUAAUAAAGGAAACAACUAUGGAUUACGAUUGACAACAUACUUUGUUCCUCCAAGAACUGGUAGAUAUGUGUUCUAUGUUGCUGGUGAUGAUCAGUGCCAGUUGUCAAUAAGCACAAAUCAUAAACGCAGAAAUUUACGAAUGAUUGUUAUGUUCAAAAAAGGAUUAGCAACUGGACGAAAGCAAUGGAAUAAACAUACAUCUCAAAAGUCUAUUCCAAUUCGCCUUAUUCGAAGAAGAGUAUAUUAUAUGGAAGCUUUGAUGAAAGAAGGUGGUGGUGGUGAUCAUAUCAGUGUUGCAAUGAGAAUGCGAAAAAGAAUCAUACCCAUACCAAGCAAAUAUCUUUAUCUGAUUCCCCCAGUUCGCCCGAUGCGACGACCAAGGUUUGUCAGAGGAGUCAAAAUGCAAAUGUGGACAAGGAUUGGGUCUCACCAUUUGAGUGCUCUCCUUCGCAAUCCCCGAUACCGGCAAAAAAGACCUGACAUGACCAUCAAUUUACCUGGUUUGAAGACACCAAUCAACAUGGCUGAUAAUUAUGGAUUACGUCUCACAGCAUACUAUAGGGCACCUCGAACAGGGUACUAUACAUUUUAUGUUGCUGGUGAUGAUGAAUGUAGAAUGAGAAUAAGUAAAAAUCGUAGCCCAAGAUAUCUGCAGCGAAUCAUACGUUUCAAGAGGAAUCUGUGGACUAACCCAAACCAAUGGAACAAAGAUAGAUCACAGAAAUCAAGACGUAUCAGACUAAGAAGACAGAGGAUCUAUUUCAUUGAAGUUGUAAUGAAAGAAGGUGGUGGUGGUGAUCACCUCAGUGUUGGAGUAAAAAUACCACGUUCAAAACGGAUUAGACCUGUCUCGAAGAGAGAUAUUUUCACAAGACCACCUGGACGCAGAAGGCCAAGACCUAGACCUAGACCAAGACCUAGACCUAGACCAAGACCUAGACCAGGAAGAUAUCCACGACCUAGGCCAAGACCAAGACCACGGCCAAGGCCAGUGAGACCAAGACCAAGACCUAGGCCCAGGCCAAGUAUCUGCCCAAGACCAAGACCUAUACUCAAGCCAGUUCGAGGAGCAAAAAUGCAGAUUUGGAAUAAUCUUAGAGGCAAUACACAUAUUCUCUCAACACUGUUUGCUGACAAACGUUACCCUAGAAGACCUACUCGGACAAGAAGAAUAAAAGGGCUUGUAUCACCUCCUAAUGGUGGAAACCGUUAUGGUGUGAGAUUAACAGCUUAUUAUAAGGCCCCAAGAUCAGGAAGUUAUACAUUUUAUCUCUCUGGUGAUGAUCAAUGUCGACUAUCUAUUAGCAGUGAUUAUACCUCACAAAAUCUGAGGAUGAUUGCAAUGUUUCCUAAAGGAUUGUGGACUAGACGUAAUCAAUGGAACAAACAUCGUUCCCAAAAGUCAACCCCAGUCUAUUUAAGGAAGGGUCGUAUUUAUUUCAUGGAAGCUCUGAUGAUAGAUGCUGGUGGACCAGAUCAUCUUAGUGUUGGAGUAAGAAUUCCAAGAGGAGGUUUGCAGAGACCAAUAUCAAACAGAUAUCUUUAUUUCAUUCCUCCAGCUCGUUAUAUUCGUCCUGUACGUAGACACUCAGUACGUGGGGUAAAAAUGCAAAUGUGGACAAGAAUUGGAUCACAUCAUUUAUCAGCGCUAUUGCGCUACAAUCGUUACCCAGACAAACCUGACAUGACUAUUAACUUACCUGGAUUGAAGACACCAAUCAACAUUGAUGAUAACUAUGGACUUCGUCUUACCACUUACUAUAGGGCACCUGUAACAGGUACAUAUAGAUUUUAUGUUGCUGGGGAUGAUGAAUGCCGAAUGAGAAUUAGUACAAACCGCAGUCCAAGAAAUCUGAGGAAGAUCCUCCGUUUUGCUGCAAACCUUUGGACAAACCCCAACCAAUGGAAUAAGAAUCCUUCCCAAAGAUCCAGUCCAGUCCGGCUAAUUAAGGGACGAGUGUAUUUUAUGGAGGUGUUAAUGAAAGAAGGUGGUGGUGGUGAUCAUCUUAGUGUUGGUGUAAAAAUGCCCCGUUCAAGACGGAUUAUAGCUGUUCCAAGACGUAAUCUUUAUCAAAGACCACCAGGAGGACGUCGGCCAGGAAGAGGACCUGGACGAAAACCAGUGCGCCGACCACGUCCUAUGCGAGGUGUUAUGAUGGAGAGAUGGAAUGGAAUUGGUGGAAAUGAGCUGUCACGUCUCUUUACCAAUCCACGAUAUCCAAGACGACCUAAUAAAGCUGUGAAAAUACGGAAUCUUGUGUCACCUGUAAAUAAGGGGAACAACUAUGGAUUACGAUUAAGAACAUACUUUGUGCCACCAAGAACUCGUCGGUAUGUGUUCUAUGUUGCUGGAGAUGAUCAGUGUAGGUUGUCUGUAAGUACAGAUCAUACACGUAGAAACCUGCAGAUGGUUGUCAUGUUUCCCAAAGGACUGGCAACCAGACGAAAUGAAUGGAAUAGACAAAAGUCUCAGAGAUCUGUUCCAAUACGCCUUGUUCGUGGAAGAGUCUAUUACAUGGAAGCUUUGAUGAAAGAGGGUGGUGGAGGUGACCAUAUUAGUGUUGCAGUGAAAAUGGGUAGAAAUAUCCGGCCCAUUCCUAGGCGAUACCUAUAUCUGGUUCCCCCAGUUCGCAGAUAUCGGCCACCAAGAUAUGUGAGAGGGGCAAAAAUGCAAAUGUGGACAGGAAUUGGAUCUCACAAUUUGAAUACCUUACUUCGCAAUCGUCGUUACCCCAGAAGACCUGAUGUAUCUAUCAAUAUACCUGGUUUGAAUACACCAGUCAACAUGGAUGAUAACUAUGGAUUACGUCUCACCACAUACUAUAGGGCACCUCGAACUGGGUAUUACACAUUCUAUGUUGCUGGUGAUGAUGAAUGUAGAAUGAGAAUCAGUAGAAACCGUAGCCCAAGAUAUCUCCGGCAGAUCAUACGCUUUAGAAAAAAUCUUUGGACCAGCCCAAAUCAAUGGAAUAAAGAUCGUUCACAAAAGUCAAAACGAAUCAGAUUAAGGGGAGGAAAAUUCUAUUUCAUGGAGGUGGUCAUGAAAGAAGGUGGUGGUGGUGAUCAUCUCAGUGUUGGAGUAAGGAAACCUCGCUCAAGGCGCAUCAGACCAGUUUCAAGAAGAAAUAUCUACCUUAAACCAACACGUGUCAGGGUACGACCAAGACCACAAACUCGUCCUCGACCAUGGAGGCCAAGACCCAGACCAGGGAGGCGACCAAGACCUAGACCAAGACCAGUCAUACGCCCAAGGCCCAGGCCAAGACCCAGGCCAAGACCUAGACCUAGGCCAAGGCCAGUUAAAAAGAUUGCAGUUCAAGUUAGAAGUGAAGGCUGUGAAGAUAGAGGUAGAGAAAAUGGUUGCGGUUUGGCCAAGAUUACUGUGAAUAACAGGGAUUAUUCAAAACAUGGACGUGGAUACAACUUUGUUGUACUAGAUGGAACAACAGGUGCUGUAACUAGGCAGAAAUCUUUUGAUACCCAUGGGAAUAGAAAUUACGUGAAGGCCAUGGUACAAUUUGUUAAGAGAAUUCCUCGCAACAAAAUUGUAUUGGUUGCUGUACAAGAUGAAGCCCAGAGAAUGAUGACAAGUCCUGGUUACCGUGCAUUGCGCAAGCUUUUGGCAAGAGGACCCUUACGUUUAGAUUAUCGUGGUACAUUUGCCUUAAUUGGCUAUACUGGUGGACGAAGGAGAAGACCAAGAUUCGUAAAGCAGAAAAUUGGACGCAGGGGAAAAGGACCAAUUCAAAUUGGUGCUGUGAUUCGUGUACCAUUGUAUGGACGAAGACGACCAAGACCUGGACGAAGACCUGGACGAAGACCUGGACGAAGACCUGGACGAAGACCUGGACGAAGACCUGGACGAAGACCUGGACGAAGACCUGGACGAAGACCUGGACGAAGACCUGGACGAAGACCUGGACGAAGACCUGGACGAAGACCACCAGCUCGACUUCGAUUCCCAAGGUGGCCUUAUGAUUUCCGCUGGAGUUUUGCAGGGCCUGUUCGUGGUUACAGAUGUGUCCAGAUCAAAGAACCAGCUGACCGUUACACAUGGCAUGAUAAUUACUUCUGUUCACGAAAGAACAGGAAGAACCCUGGAAUGAGAUGGAGUUUUGCAGGCCCAAUUCGUGGCAUGAGAUGUACAAGGAUCUAUGAACCUGCAGACCCACACACCUGGAAAGAUAAUUAUCUCUGUGUUCCCCAACGCUCGCCAUUACGCCUCAGGUGGUCUUUUGCUGGAAGAGUACGUGGAAUGGCAUGUAUACAAUGGAGAGAACCAGCUGAUCCACAUACCUGGCAUGAUAAUUAUCUUUGUGCAAGAAGAGCCAGAAGAAGGCCAGUAAGACCAAGACCACAACUGAGACCUCGACCAAGGCCAAGACCUCGACCAAGACCAAGACCUCGACCAAGACCUUCUCCACCAGCUCGACGUCGUUUUCCAAGAUGGCCUCGUGAUUUCCGCUGGAGUAAUGCAGGGCGUAUACGUGGCUACCGGUGUGUUCAGAUCAGGGAGCCUGCAGACCGCCACACAUGGAAUGACAACUACUUCUGUUCACGUCGAAACACAAGGAACCCAAGAAUGAGAUGGAGCUUUUCAGGCCCAAUUCGUGGCAUGAGAUGUACAAGGAUUAGAGAACCUGCAGACCCACACACCUGGAACGAUAAUUAUCUCUGUGUCCCCCAUCGCUCACCCUUACGAUUCAGGUGGUCUUUUGCUGGAAGAAUUCGUGGAAUGGCAUGUAUACAGUGGAAAGAACCAGCUGAUCCACAUACCUGGAAUGAUAAUUACCUUUGUGCAAGAAGAAUCAGAAGGCCAGUGAGACCACAAGUUCGACCCAGGCCAAGACCCAGGCCAAGACCAAGACCAAGACCUAGGCCAAGACCUUCCCUGCCCGCUCGACGUCGUUUUCCAAGAUGGCCUCGUGAUUUCCGCUGGAGUAAUGCAGGGCGUAAACGUGGCUACAGGUGUGUUCAGAUCAGAGAACCUGCAGACCGCCACACAUGGAAUGACAACUACUUCUGUUCACGCCGAACAAAGAGUAACCCAAGAAUGAGAUGGAGUUUUGCAGGCCCAAUUCGUGGCAUGAGAUGCACACGGAUCAUUGAACCUGCAGACCCACAUACAUGGAAAGAUAAUUAUCUCUGUGUGCCCCACCGUUCACCCUUGCGAUUCAAGUGGUCUUUUGCUGGUAAGAUUCGUGGAAUGGCCUGUAUACAGUGGAGAGAACCUGCUGAUCCACAUACAUGGCAUGAUAAUUACCUUUGUGCCAAGAGGACUAGACGAAGACCUCGCCCAAGACCUCGCCCAAGACCUCGACCCAGACCCAGACCCAAACCGAAAAUACCAAGAGAUCCAGCAUGGAAAAAGAUGCGGCGAAUUUUCACUGUUGUUGAUUCUGGGAUAACAACAUCAAUUUGGGCAAUCAACCGAAAGCAGCAAAUUUUCGUCUUCUACAAAGGACGUUGGCAAAAUGUUGGUGGCAGAUUAAAACACAUAUCAUCAGGCCGUGCAGGUGUCUGGGGAACGUCAAAUAACAAUAAGAUUUAUUACAGACAAGGCACUAACAACAGAAACCGUAGAGGCAGGCGUUGGAUUCAGAUUUCUGGAAGAUUGAGGCAAAUUGAUUCUGGACCGAGAGGAGUUGUUUGCGGAGUUACCACCUCACAAACCAUUUACUGUAGAACUCAAAUAACACGCUUGAGACACACUGGAAAAGGCUGGACCCGUGUCUCUGGAAAACUGAAGUAUAUUUCAUGUGGCGAUUAUGGGUAUUGGGGCGUCAACCAGCAGAACAAUAUAUAUUUCCGAGAAGGUGUCACCAGAAGUAAUCUACGUGGGUCCAGAUGGAGACGGAUUCCUGGAAAAUUGACACAGAUUGAAGCUGGGCGAUUCGGUCAGGUGUGGGGAGUCAAUCGCCGUGGGCAUGUCUAUGUUCGUCAAGGUGUUUCUGAGAAUGUUCCGUGGGGUCGCCGUUGGAAACUGGUGAGAACAAAAAAGAAAUGGAAACAUAUAACCAUUGGAAUUGGGUCAGUGUUUGGAAUUGGUAAAAAUGGAUAUGUGUAUAGGACAAUGCCAACAACUGGAGGUGUCACUCCUCGUCCACCAUCAAAAGAUCCAAGAUGGUCUAAGAUUGGCCGUCUGUUUUCACAGAUAGAUGGAGGUAUAACCUCACAGGUCUGGGGAACUGAUCCUAGUAACAAUGUUUACACCCGCAAAAAUGGUAAAUGGAGAAAAGUGAAUGGAAGAUUAAAACAUGUAACCACUGGUGGCAGUGGGACAUGGGGAAUAAGCAGCAGUUUACAGAUCUACUACUAUGCCAGUACAGGAUGGAAGAGGGUUUCUGGUAGUCUGAAGCAGAUUGAUUCUGGGAACCGUGGAAUUGUCUGUGGGGUGAAUAAUGGUGAUAAUAUUUACUGCCGACUUGGAAUCUCAUCUGCACGUUUGUAUGGCACUAAGUGGGCUAGAGUUCCAGGAAAACUGAAGUACAUCUCAUGUGGUGCACUUGGACACUGGGGUGUGAACAAAAAUAAUGACAUAUUCUUUAGGUAUGGUGUUUUGCCUGGAAAACCACAGGGAACAAAGUGGAAGCAUGUACCUGGUAAGUUACAUCAAGUUGAAUCUGGUCCAGAUGGUGCUGUCUGGGGUGUGAACAUCUUCACUGGAGUUUACACCCGUCUUGGCGUAAGUCGACGAAAUCCAAUUGGAAAAAGAUGGAAGGGUUUCAAGAAGAAAAAACUGGUUAGUAUAUCAGUUGGCCUUGGUGUUCUCUUUGGAGUGGACAGAAAUGGUAGACCAUAUUCAACACCAGCUCGUGCAUUAGUGGGACGGAAAGGCCUACCCAGACAACCUUCAGGCAAAGGUAAAUGGACAAACAUGCGAAGACGUUUCAAACAGGUUGACUCUGGUAUAACAAGAUCUGUGUGGGCAGUUGAUGCUUCAAGAUUGAUCUAUAGACUUUAUCGUGGAAACUGGAGAAAAAUAGCUGGUAGGCUAGACCAUGUUUCAACUGGCCAAUCUGGUGUAUGGGGUAUUGCAUUCUCAGGCAAAAGAAGAGGCAAUAUAUAUAUCCGAGUUGGUGUCUCCAGGCAACGACCACUUGGCUUGAGGUGGAAACGAGUGGGUGGCUCAUUGCGGCAAAUAGAUUCUGGGCCCAGAGGAAUUGUUUGUGGUAGCACUGGUAGUAAGGUAUAUUGUCGUCAGGGUAUUUCACAAAGACUGCCAUAUGGUAGAAGAUGGGUUAUGGUAGGUGGUGCUGCAGUUAAGUAUCUCUCUAUUGGCGAGUAUGGUAUGUGGGGAGUGACCAAGACAGGUCAAAUCUACUUCAGAGCGGGAAUGAGCAGAAGCAACCCAGUUGGUUAUAAAUGGCGAAGAGUUGGAGGAAAUCUUAUUCAAAUUGAGGCUGGUAAAUUUGGCCAGGUGUAUGGUUUGGCCAAAUCUCGGCAAAUGUAUGUGAGGACUGGUGUCACUGAGAAACGACGGCAUGGAACUAGUUGGAAGAGAAUUUCCACAAAGGUGUGGAGUCAUGUCUCUAUUGGAAUCGGUGUUGUUUACUCUCUGGAUCCAUCAAAGACUCUAUUCAGAGCAAAUCCCCUUGUCAUCAGUGGAGUCAAGCCAAAGCCUUCCCCUCGAGAUGGCAGGUGGCAACGAGUUGGUAAACCAUUAUCCCAGUUGGAUUCUGGAAUUAGCAAUACACCAUGGGGUGUUGACUUCAAUGAUGGUGUGUAUGCAUUUGUAAGUGGGAAAAUUAAAAAAGUUCGUGGACAUUUGGCACAUGUUUCUCCAGGAGAAGGUGGUGUUUGGGGUGUAAAUCGCAGAAAUAGCAUCUACAUGCGCAGAGGAAUUACACCCAAGAGAGUAUCAGGGACAAGUUGGGCCAGAAUUGGUGGUAGACUGAAACAGAUUGACUCAGGACCAUUUGGAAUUGUCUGUGGUGUAAAUCAAGGCAAUAACAUAUACUGCCGGCGAGGUAUUACACAAAGACGUCCCAUGGGAAUUGGAUGGAUUCAUGUCCCUGGAAAACUUACAUAUAUUUCUUGUGGUCUCUAUGGGCAUUGGGGUAUUAAUAAAAACUUCAGAAUAUACUUCAGAUAUGGUGUGAAGUUUGGCAAGCCCCAGGGACAACGGUGGAAGCAUAUUCCUGGUUACUUGGUGAACAUUGAAUCUGGAGCUAAUGGUGCAGUUUGGGGUGUAAACUUAGAUGGAAGAGUUUUGACUCGCCUGGGCAUUUCCCGUGGUAAUCCUAUUGGAUCAUCAUGGAAACCUAUUGGCAGAAAGCACCUGGCAACAAUUUCUGUAGGACUUGGAUACCUCUUUGGAAUAGAUCAUGUAGGAAAGCCAUAUAUUAGUGAUGUUGCUAAGUUCCUUGGACGGAAUGGUUUGCCAAAGAAGCCAAAACCAAUAAAACCAGGGAAUGUUUUGUCCAUCUAUAUCCGCAGUGAAGGUUGUGAGGACAGAAGACGAGCCAAAGGAUGCGGACGUGCUUACAUUAAAGUGAAUGGAAAGGAUUAUUCCAGACAUGGCCGUGGAUACAAUAUUGUUGUCUUGAACAGCAGAGGCAAACCUAUCAGACGUCGGUCUUUUGAUACUCAUGCAAAUCGGGGAAAUGCUAAAAGAAUGGCCAGAUUUUUGAACAGAAUGAAAGGAAAAAAGAAUAAAAUUAUCUUAGUUGCAAUACAAGAUGAAGGGAAAAAGAGUAUGACAGGUGUUGCAUAUAAUGCAUUAAAAAGAGUCGGUGCAAAGAGUCCAUUCAGAGCAGACUUUCGAGGAUCAUAUGCACUGCUUGGCUAUACUGGUCCUGGUAAACCACCUUUUAUCCAACAGAAAGCUAACAAGCGCAGGCGGGGACCAAGUGUUAUUAAUGCAGCCUUUGCUAUGAGAGCAAAACCAAGGCCUAGACCAGCCAAAGUGAUGAUGAUCUCCAUACGGAGUGAGGGCUGUAAUGACAGAGGCAAGAGAGGUCAUUGUGGUAUAGCCAAUAUUAAAGUGAAUGGAAAAGACUACUCACGGCGUCAAAGAGGAUAUAACAUUGUUGUACUUCGAGCUGAUACAGGCAAAAUUAUCAGACGUCGUUCAUUUGAUACACAUGGUAAACCGUCACAUGUCAAUACAAUGGUUCGAUUUUUGAACAGAAUAAAGAAAAUUCCAAACAAAAUUAUUCUUGUUGCCAUACAAGAUGAGGGAAAAAACAAAAUGACCACUGCUGCCUAUAGUGCCCUGCGUAAAAUUGGAGCACGCAAACCUUUCAAUGCAGAUUUCCGUGGAUCAUUUGCCCUGAUUGGUUAUACUGGACCGGGUAGACCAAGAUUUGUCAAGCAGGUUGGGAAUCGAAGAUACAAAGGGCCUAGCAUCAUUAAUGUAGCCAUUAGACUCAAAAAACGUGUUGGACCACCCCCAGACAAAAACUGGGCACAAAUGAAACAACGUUUCACAGUGGUUGAUUCUGGCAUGACAAGCAGGGCAUGGGCUGUAAACAAGCGAAGGCAAAUUUUUACCUAUAUAAGAGGAAAAUGGCAAAGAAUUUCUGGAGGACUAAAGCAUAUUUCAUCUGGCCAGGCUGGAGUUUGGGGCACCACUGGCAGUGGUAGUAUAUACUUCCGUAUGUCUGUCACAGCAAGAAAGCCUAAGGGUAGAUAUUGGAAACGUGUGCCUGGUAAACUCAUACAGAUUGAUUCUGGACCGAAAGGUGUUGUCUGUGGGGUGAACAAACAAAAUAACAUAUACUGCAGGAGUCAAAUCAGUCAACACUAUAGACGAGGGAGAGGAUGGAUUCACAUUCCUGGUAAACUGAAGUACAUCUCUUGUGGUGAAUAUGGAUACUGGGGUGUGAACCGCAACAACUACAUUUACUUCAGAGAAGGUGUUUCACGAAGCAAUCUUUUGGGAAUUAAAUGGCGAAGAGUGGCAGGAAGGUUACGUCAAUUGGAGGCAGGGAAAUAUGGUCAAGUUUGGGGUCUCAGCCCUGGGGGAAAGAUUUAUGUUCGUACUCGUGUUACUGCAUCUAAACCAUGGGGCAUUGGAUGGAAGAGGGUGAAGACUCGCAAGGCAUGGCGACAUGUAACUAUUGGAAUUGGUGCUGUAUUUAGUGUCGCUUCAAAUGGACAUGCAUAUAGAACGUCUCCAGCUACUGGAGGGGUAACUCCAAGACCACAACCUCGAGAUCCAAAAUGGACGGCCUUUGGUAGAGUGCUUUCCCAAAUUGAUACUGGAAUGACCCCCAAUAUUUGGGGUGUGGACCCAAGUGAUUUAAUAUGGGUGCGAAUGAACGGAAAAUGGCAAAAAGUUGGUGGAAGAUUGACUCAUAUUUCCUCCGGAGGAGCUGGUGUCUGGGGUGUUGCCCGAAAUAACCGAAUCUAUUUCCGCUUGGGAGUUGGUGGUAAAAAUAUUAAAGGCAGAAUGUGGAAGCGAAUUCCUGGUGGAUUAAAACAGAUAGAUUCAGGGCCACCUGGAAUUGUUUGUGGAGUGAACAAGAAUGAUUAUAUCUACUGCAGAACACGUAUUUCACCUGUAAACAAAUUUGGUAGUAGUUGGACCAAGGUUCCUGGAAGACUCAAGUACAUAUCAUGUGGUGCACUUGGACACUGGGGUGUAAACAAAAACAACCAUGUAUACUACAGAUAUGGGGUUAAUCCAGGCAGGCCACAGGGGACAAGGUGGAAACGUGUACCUGGCCGACUACAUCAAAUUGAGUCUGGUCCUGAUGGAGCUGUAUGGGGUGUAAACCUUUACACAGGUGUUUAUACUCGUCUUGGUAUAACCAAAAGCAAUCCUAUUGGAACAAGAUGGAGAGGGUUCAAAAAGAAAAAGCUAGUCAGCAUCUCAGUUGGACUUGGUUCAUUAUACGGAGUUGACCGAAAGUCUAGGCCAUUCUCCACAGUUGUAUCUGUACUUGCUGGCCCUAAAGCUUUACCUAAGAAAACAAAAGGUUCAAAGUGGACAAAAACACAAGAAGUUUUCAGCCAAAUAGACACUGGUGUCAGAACUUGGGCAAUCCGCAAUCCAAGGUAUAUUUAUGGUCUUUCUGGAAAGAAAUGGAAGAAGAUAUCUGGUCGAUUAUAUUCAAUUGUGUCUGGUAAAGCAGGUGUUUGGGGAAUUGCAACAUUGAAUAGAAUCUACUAUCGACUUGGUGUGACAAAAAGAAGGCCAUUUGGUACACGUUGGAAGAGAGUUGGUGGCAAACUCAAGCAAAUUGACUCUGGGCCAAAAGGACUUGUGUGUGGCGUUAGUAGAUUAAACAAAGUUUUUUGUCGGCUCCAAAUUUGUCGUCAUGCACCAUAUGGUAGAAGAUGGAUAUAUGUUUCCCGGCCAUUCACAUACAUCUCUAUUGGCGAGUAUGGUUACUGGACAUUGAAUCCAGCUGGUCAGAUCUACUUUAGAUUAGGUGUAACAAGAAGCAGACCUCAAGGGUAUAACUGGAAGAAAAUACCUGGUAACCUGGCUCAGAUCUCUGCCGGACAGUAUGGCCAAGUAUAUGGUGUGAACAAACAAGGAAAAAUGUAUAUGCGUUUGGGUGUGACAGAGAAUAGACCAUAUGGUUUAAGAUGGAAACAUCUUCCAUCUGUGAAGUUGUGGGCACAGGUCUCAAUUGGAUAUGGUACCGUUUACACUCUCGAUACUGCUAGGGUUGCUUAUAGGGCCAACCUGUUAGCUAUAGGAGGUGCGGUCCCUAAACCACCUGCUAAAGAUGGAAGAUGGCAACCUUUACGCUCCAUAUUGUCACAAAUUGACUCAGGCAUAACUGGUUAUACAUGGGGUGUUAAUCCAAAUGACUUUAUCUAUUUAUACACAAAAGGAAAAUUGAGAAGAGUUGGUGGAAGAUUGGUGCAUGUAUCGUCUGGGGCUUCUGGUGUAUUUGGUUGCGCAAGGAGCCGAAGUAUUUGGUUCCGUCGUGGUGUGACCUCCAAAAGACCAAGUGGUAGGUCCUGGAAAAGAGUGGGUGGAAGUUUAAGUCAAAUUGAUUCUGGUCCUUAUGGCAUAGUCUGUGGUGUGACACAUAAAUUUUCAAUAUGGUGUCGCACUGGUAUCACUAAGCGACGUCCAUAUGGUAAAAGCUGGAAGAGGGUUCCUGGUAGCCUGAUCUACAUAUCAUGUGGAUUAUAUGGACAUUGGGGUGUCAACAAAAAUCAUAAUAUCUACUUCAGACAUGGUGUGAACCGACGUAGACCACAAGGUGUUAAGUGGAGGAGAGUUCCUGGAAAAUUAGCGCAGAUUGAAUCUGGACCAAAUGGUGCAGUAUUUGGUGUGACCCAAUUUGGCACAGUGUACACUAGAUUGGGUAUCUCUCAAAGAAAUCCUGUAGGCAAAAGAUGGAAGAUUGUUGGCAAAAAGAAACUUAGCAGUAUUUCAGUUGGGCGUGGUGUUCUAUAUGGCAUUGGACGUAAAGGUCGUCCUUUCUUAGGAGAUGUGAAAAAGUUCCUAGGCCCACAUGGUAUUCCAAAGAAAACUGGGCCUAAACCAAUAAAGCCAAGACCAGGCAAAGUUGCAAAGAUAUUUAUAAGAAGUGAAGGUUGUAAUGAUCGUGGAAAAUAUCGUGGAUGUGGCCGUGCUUACAUCAAAGUCAAUGGCAGGGACUACUCCAGACAUAAACGAGGAUACAAUAUUGUUGUACUAAAUUCAUUUACUGGUAAAGUUGUUAGACGGAAGUCCUUUGAUACUCACGGUGCACGUGCCAAUGUGAACAGAAUGAUUAGAUUUUUGAAAAGAAUGAAGAAGAUAAAAUAUCGAAUUUUCCUAAUUGCUGUACAAGAUGAAGCCAGCCGAAAGAUGUAUACAGCAGCUUACAAGGCAUUACGCCUUGUUGGUGGCCGAAAUCCAUUUUAUAGAUCUUUCCGUGGCUCUUAUGCAUUGGUUGGAACAACUGGGCCUGGGCGUCCAUUUUGGGUUAAACAAGUUGCCAAGCGUCGAUUCAAAGGACCAAGCAUCAUUAGAACUGCUAUACCAUUAGCAGGACGAAAACCAAAGCCAAAACCUAAAGUCAAACGCAAGACUGUUGUGAUUAGAAGUGAAGGAUGUGAUGACAAGGGCCGAGCACCUGGGUGUGGUCGUGCUUAUAUAAAACUGAAUGGCAGAGAUAUUUCUCCACACCGAAGAGGAUACAAUUUUGUUGUCCUGACUGGAUCGACAGGAAAGGUAAUUCGACGUGUGUCUUUCGACACCCAUGCACACCACAGUAACGUAAAAAGAAUGGUUCAAUUCAUAAACAGGCUACGCAAGCAACCUGGUCUUAUUGUACUGGUUGCAAUUCAAGAUGAAGGUCAAAGAAAAAUGAGGGGAAAUGCUUACAGUGCUUUACGUAGAAUUGGAGCACGGAAUCCACUAAAUGCAGCUUUCCGGGGAUCAUUUGCUCUUGUUGGAUACACUGGACCAGGGCGGCCAUCAUUUGUUCGACAGGUUGCAAAACGUCGUCGUAAAGGACCAAGCGUUAUUAGAACAGCACUAGCCUUUAAAGCAAAACGUCCAGGAAAAACAAGAGACCCAGCAUGGAGUAAAAUCCGAAAGCGCUUCACACGUAUUGAUUCUGGGAUGACAAGGCAUGUUUGGGCAGUCAACAAACGUGGUCUCAUUUUCAAACUUGUAAGGGGCAAAUGGCGUAAAGUUGGAGGUCGACUUCGACACAUCUCUUCAGGUCAAGCUGGUGUUUGGGGUGUGAACCGUAAUAGAAAAAUCUACUUCCGUGAAAGGAAAAGAUGGUAUUAUGUGUCUGGUAGAUUGAAACAGAUUGAUUCAGGACCAAGAGGAAUUGUUUGUGGUGUGAGCAAAGGGGAUAACAUAUAUUGCAGAAUGCAAAUCUCAUCACGUCUCAAACGAGGAAAAAGAUGGGUUCACAUUCCUGGUAAACUGAAGUACAUUUCAUGUGGUGAAUAUGGUCACUGGGGGGUGAACAAAGCCAACAAUAUAUAUUUCAGAGAAGGGGUGUCAAGGAGCAACCCUUCAGGAAUAAAAUGGCGGCAUAUUCCCGGAAAGUUGAGACAACUUGAGGCUGGACGAUAUGGUCAGGUGUGGGGUGUAAAUAGAAAUGGAGUAGUAUAUGUUCGUACUGGUGUCACAGAACAAACACCAUGGGGUCUUGGCUGGAAAAGAGUGAAAACAAAGAAGUCAUGGCAUCGUAUAACAAUUGGAUAUGGUGCUGUUUAUGGAGUAGCAAGAAAUGGAUGGGUCUAUAGAACUGUUCCUACAACUGGAGGUGUUACAUCUCGGCCACCAGCUAAAGAUGGCCGGUGGUCAAAAAUGGGAGGUGUAAUCACUCAAAUGGAUUCUGGAAUGACACCUUCUGUAUGGGGCAUUGACCCCCAAGACAAUAUUUACACUCGAAAAAAUGGCAACUGGAAAAAGAUUUCAGGAUCGUUGAUUCACAUAUCAACAGGUGCUGCUGGAACAUGGGGGUCAAAUCGAGGUUAUGCAAUUUACUACUACACUGGAAAACGUUGGCUUCAUGUUGGUGGAAGAUUGAAACAAAUUGAUUCUGGACCCCCAGGCAUUGUGUGUGGUGUGAACAAAAAUAAUGAUAUCUACUGCAGGAAAGGAAUAAGUCCAACCAGAUCUAGUGGUUCUGGAUGGAUUAGAGUACCUGGAAAACUUAAGUACAUUUCCUGUGGUGCUCUUGGACACUGGGGUGUGAAUAAAGCUAACAAUGUAUACUUCAGGUAUGGUGUCAUUGCUGGAAGACCUCAGGGAACAAAAUGGAAACAUGUCCCUGGAAAGUUACACCAAAUCGAGACUGGUCCAAAUGGUGCUGUAUGGGGAGUUAACAUUAUAACAGGAAUUUACACCCGCUUGGGUAUCUCUCGUUUCAAUCCAGUUGGAAAAAGAUGGAAGCGCUUUGGUAAGAAGAGGCUUGUCAGUAUAUCAGUUGGUCUUGGUAAGCUGUAUGGUGUGGAUAAAAAGGGUAGACCUUUCUCUGGAGAGGCAUCGACAUUUGUUGGAAAGAAUGGCCUACCUAAACGGCCAACAGGAAGCAAAUGGGCAAGGUUGCCUGGUGUAUUUAAACAGAUUGACACAACUUACUCCACAUGGGCUGUUGAUGCAGGAAAAGUUAUCUACUCACUUUUCCGUGGCAAAUGGAAGAGAGUGUCAGGUAGACUAAAUCAUGUGUCAGCGGGACCUUCUGGUGUCUGGGGUAUCAGUGGAAGCAGUAUUUGGUAUCGAGUCAAGGGAAGAAGACGUCCACUGGGCAUAAAAUGGAAGAGAGUUCCAGGUGGACUGAAACAAAUAGAUUCAGGACCAAGAGGAAUUGUUUGUGGUGUAAACAGUGCAAACAACAUCUAUUGUCGCCUUCAGAUUACAAGAAGUAUACCAUAUGGAAGACGUUGGAUAAAUGUUCCUGGCAAACUUAAAUAUAUCUCUUGUGGUUCAUAUGGACACUGGGGUGUAAACAAAGCUAAUCAUAUCUUCUUUAGACAAGGUGUAAGCAGAAGUCGGCCCCAAGGUUGGCGUUGGAUGAGAAUACCAGGAUUACUGAACCAGAUAGAAAGUGGUCUUAAUGGUCAGGUGGUUGGUAUAAACAGACGAGGGCAAAUGUAUGUUAGAACCGGGAUUACACAACGACAACCUCAAGGUAGAGGUUGGAAGUUGAUCCCUGGUGUAAAACGCUGGUCACAUGUUUCUAUUGGCAGAAAGAUGUUCGCUUUAGACACAUUCAAGGCUGCAUACAGAAGUACCUUGACUGCUAUUGCAGGCAUUGCUCCUAAAAUUCCUAAACGAGAUCAAAGAUGGCGAGUUGUCCCUGGUCGAAAGAUGACGCAAAUUGAUUCUGGAAUUACAGUUACCCCUUGGGGUGUGGAUGGAAAUGAUGUUAUAUACUCAAUUGAUAAUGGCAAAGUUCGAAAAGUUCCUGGAAAAUUGAUCCACAUCUCUUCAGGUGAAUCUGGAGUCUGGGGUGUAAAUAGGGGAAACAAUAUUUACUUCCGUAGGGGUGUCACUGCAAAGCGUAAGAGAGGAUCUAUGUGGAAACACAUUGGAGGAAAGUUAAAACAAAUAGAUUCUGGUCCAUUUGGAAUUGUCUGUGGUGUAAAUAGAGGUGAUCAAAUCUACUGUCGUCGUGGAAUAACCCCUAAAGUACGUACAGGACGAAACUGGAUUCAUGUACCUGGUAGACUGAUGUAUAUCUCUUGUGGUCUCUAUGGACAUUGGGGUGUAAACAAGGCCUGGAAUAUAUAUUUCCGAUAUGGGGUGAAGCCCACCAGACCACAAGGUACACGAUGGAAACAUGUUUCUGGUAAGUUAGCUCAGAUUGAGUCCGGACCAAAUGGAGCUGUAUAUGGUGUAAACAUUGAUGGAAUUCUCUUCACCCGUCGGGGUAUAUCUAAACGAAACCCAAUUGGUGGAUCCUGGAGACGUGUGGGUAGAACUCCAAUGGCAAGUGUCUCUGUUGGCCUGGGUGUCAUUUUUGCUAUAAACAAAAAGGGUAGGCCUGUGUAUGGAGAAGUUUCCAAGUUCCUGGGACCAAAAGGAUUACCGAAAAAGCCUGGUAAACCGGUUAGACUGUACAUCAGAAGCGAGGGAUGCAAAGACAAAGGCAGAUACCGUGGAUGUGGACGUGCAAUAAUUAGAGUCAAUGGGAAAGACUACUCGAAACAUGGCCGAGGAUACAAUGUUGUUGUUCUUAAUGCUGUCACAGGGAAAGUUAUCAGGCGUAGAUCAUUCGAUACUCAUGCAAAUAAACGAAACACUCAACUAAUGAUUCAAUUCUUAAAUAGAUUGCGGAGAAAACCACGCAAAAUAUUUCUGGUGGCAAUACAAGAUGAAGCUAAACGACGUAUGACUCCUGCUGGUUAUUCAGCUCUUCUCAGGAUUGGUGCUAAAAAACCUUUAAAAGAAAGUUACCGUGGUUCAUUUGCAUUGAUUGGGUAUUCUGGCAAACAAAAACCUUCAUAUGUGCAACAGGUUGGAAAUCUUCAGGCCAAAGGACCUAGUGUAAUAAAGAUAACAUUGUAUUUGAAAGGACGUAAACCAUCCAAAGACAAGCAUGACAAAGGAUGGAACAGACUAAGAAAACGUUUCUCAGUUGUUGAUUCUGGAAUCACCAAGCGUGUUUGGGCUGUCAAUAGACGUGGUUUAAUCUUUAAGUUUGUUAAGGGCAAAUGGCGCAAAGUUGGAGGGCGAUUAAAGCACAUUUCAUCAGGUCAAGCAGGUGUAUGGGGUGUAAGUAGCAAUGGUAAUGUUUACAAUCGUGGAAAGAGAAGAUGGUUCCGUGUGCCUGGCAAAUUGAAACAGAUUGAUUCAGGACCAAGAGGAAUUGUCUGUGGUGUGAACAAAAAUGAUGAUAUCUACUGCAGGGUCCAAAUCACUUAUCGCUCUCGAAGAGGCAGGCGAUGGGCUCGUAUUCCUGGUAAAUUAAAGUACAUCUCUUGUGGUGAAUAUGGAUACUGGGGUGUGAACAAAGCUAACAGCAUAUACUUCAGAGAAGGAGUAUCGAGAAGCAAUCCUGCUGGGUUAAAAUGGAGACAUAUCCCUGGGAAGUUGAGUCAACUUGAAGCUGGGCAAUAUGGCCAAGUCUGGGGUGUUAUGCGUGGAAAUAUAUAUGUACGUACUGGCAUCACUGAACAAACACCAUGGGGUCGUGGAUGGAAGAGAGUGAGGACCAAGAAAAAAUGGCGUAGUAUCACAAUUGGAAUUGGUACUGUCUAUGGUGUGGCAAGAAAUGGAAGGGUAUACAGAACUAUACCUCCAACUGGUGGUGUAACCCCUCGCCCACCAGCGAAAGAUGGCCGAUGGGCUAAUAUGAGAGGAGUAAUCACUCAAAUAGACUCUGGUAUUACACCCUCUGUAUGGGGUGUUGAUCCUCAAGACAAUGUUUACACUAGAAAAAAUGGUAACUGGAAAAAGAUACCAGGGUUGUUAACCCACAUAUCAACUGGUGCUGCUGGAACGUGGGGAUCAAAUCGUGGUUAUGCAAUUUACUACUACACUGGAAAACGUUGGCUUCAUGUUGGUGGUAGAUUGAAACAGAUUGAUUCUGGACCCCCAGGCAUUGUGUGUGGUGUGAACAAGAAUGAUGACAUCUACUGCAGGAAGGGGAUUAGUCCUUCAAAACGAAGUGGUACUGGUUGGAUUAGAGUCCCUGGAAAAUUAAAGUACAUUUCUUGUGGUGCUCUUGGCCACUGGGGUGUGAAUAAGGCUAACAACAUAUACUACAGAUAUGGAGUAACUGCUGGAAAACCACAAGGAGCUAGAUGGAAACAUGUCCCUGGAAAGUUACACCAAGUCGAGAGUGGCCCAGAUGGUGCUGUGUGGGGUGUCAACAUUGUUACAGGAGUUUACACACGUUUAGGAAUUUCACGUGCUAAUCCAGUUGGAAGUAGAUGGAAGCGUUUUGCAAAGAAGAAGCUUGUCAGUAUCUCGGUGGGUCUUGGGAAGUUGUACGGAGUUGAUAGAAAAGGCAAACCUUUCUCAGGAGAAGCCUCUGCAUUUGUUGGGAAAAAAGGCCUCCCUAAGAAGCAAACAACUGCCAAAGUAUGGAAGAGUAUGAAACAAGCAUUUGCACAAGUUGAUUCUGGAAAAACAACCUGGGCUUGUACAAAGGGAAAUUCCUUAUAUGCCCUCAAUAAAGGCAAAUGGAGGAGAUUGGGAAGCAGUAAUCAUGUAACAUCUGGUGAUGCUGGUGUGUGGACAAUUUAUCGCUAUCAAAUUUACUUUAGGCGUGGGGUAAAGAAGAACCGUCGAUUAGGGACAAGUUGGAAGAGAAUCUCAGGAAGAUUGAGACAGAUUGACUCUGGACCAAAGGGUAUUGUAUGUGGUGUGAAUACCAAUCACAAUAUAUACUGCCGUGGUGGUAUUUACUCCAGAGCACCAUGGGGUAGGCGUUGGAUACACAUUCCUGGAAAGUUGAAAUACAUCUCAUGUGGUGAUUAUGGUCAAUGGGGUGUGUCACCUAGCGGUCAAAUUUUCUUCAGAAUUGGUGUUAGUAGAAGUAGAGUCGCUGGCAUAAGAUGGAAGCGUGUGUCUGGACGUCUGACCCAGAUUGAUGCGGGUCAGUAUGGUCAAGUUGUUGGUGUUAAUGCACAGAAGCAAAUGUUUGUUCGAACUGGUAUCACAGAGCGUAGGCCAUGGGGUACUGGAUGGAGAAAAGUGAAAAGUACUAACACAUGGUCCCAUGUCACAGUUGGUAAAGGAGUCCUAUUAGCUUUAAGUGCACGAAAGUCACUUUAUCGAAGUAACCUGCUAGCUGUUAGUGGUGUCCGGCCAAAGCCACCAGCGAGGGAUGGUAAAUGGCAAGUGAUUAGUAAAGUGAUGUCACAAAUCGACUCUGGAUAUACCAAAAGUGCAUGGGGGGUAGAUCCAAACAACUAUGUUUACGCUCUUGCAAAUGGAAAGCGCAAAAGAAUUGGAAGUGGUUGCAGUCAUGUAUCUGCUGGCGGGUCUGGUGUCUGGAGCAUCUAUGGAGGCAGCAGAAUUUACUUCCGUCGAGGGAUUAGUAAUCGUAACAAGUUUGGUAGCUCAAAUAAACGUAUACCAGGAGGGUUAAAACAAAUUGAUUCAGGACCAUUUGGCUAUGUCUGUGGUGUUAACUCUGCAAACAAUAUUUAUUGUCGAAAAGGCAUCACUAGGCAAAGGCGAUAUGGCACUAGCUGGAUUCAUGUUCCGGGAAAACUUGUUUACAUUUCUUGUGGCAAGUUUGGACAUUGGGGUGUGAACAAAGCACAAAAUAUCUAUUUCCGAAAAGGUGUCAGAAGAAAUAGGCCGCAGGGCACCCAAUGGCAACAUAUUCCAGGCAAACUGAUACAGAUUGAAUCUGGUCCAGAUGGUGCUGUAUGGGGUGUUGAUCCAACAGGUCGAAUGUAUACUCGAUUGGGAAUUUCUCGCAAGAAACCAGCUGGUAUUUCCUGGAUGGGUGUUGGAAAGAAGUCGUUUGCAAGCAUAUCUGUUGGUCUUGGAUUUGUGUAUGGAAUUGAUCGAAAAGGCCUUCCUGUUAUUGCUGAUGUACAAAAAUUGCUUGGAAAAGGAGGACUUCCAAUGAAGCCAAGACCAGAACCAAAAGACAAAGGAUGGAGCAAAUCAAGAAAACGGUUCACAGUUAUUGACUCAGGAAUUACUAGGCGUGUUUGGGCUGUCAAUGAACGUGACAUGAUCUUUAAACUUGCUAAAGGCAAAUGGCACAAAGUUGGAGGACGAUUAAGACAUAUUUCAUCAGGUCAAGCAGGUGUAUGGGGUGUAAGUGGCAAUGGUAAUGUUUACAAUCGUGGAAAGAGAAGAUGGUUCCGUGUACCUGGCAAAUUGAAACAGAUUGAUUCAGGACCAAAAGGAAUUGUCUGUGGUGUGAACAAAAAUGAUGAUAUCUACUGCAGGGUCCAAAUCACUUAUCGCUCUCGAAGAGGCAGACGAUGGGCUCGUAUUCCUGGUAAAUUAAAGUACAUCUCUUGUGGUGAAUAUGGAUACUGGGGUGUGAACAAAGCUAACAACAUAUACUUCAGAGAAGGAGUAUCGAGAAGCAAUCCUGCAGGGUUGAAAUGGAGACGUAUCCCUGGGAAGUUGAAUCAACUUGAAGCUGGGCAAUAUGGCCAAGUCUGGGGUGUUAUGCAUGGAAAUAUAUAUCUUCGCACUGGUAUCACUGAACAAACACCAUGGGGUCGUGGAUGGAAGAGAGUGAGGACCAAGAAAAAAUGGAGCCGUAUCACAAUCGGAAUUGGCACAGUAUUUGGUGUGGGAAAAAAUGGAAGGAUUUAUCGAACAAUUCCAGCAACAGGAGGUGUCACACCACGUCGCCCAUCAAAAGAUGCUAGAUGGUCAAAGAUGGGUGGUGUCAUUGCACAGGCUGACACUGGUAUCACUCCAUACACUUGGGGAGUUGAUCCUGAUGAUAGUAUUUACACUCGACAUAAUGGUAACUGGAAAAAGAUACCCGGCAAGUUGAUUCAUGUUUCUGCUGGCCAGGCUGGUGUGUGGGGUGUAAACCGUGGAAAUCUGAUUUACUUCCGCAACAACAUUGAUCCAAGGAAUCCAAUUGGGAGAUCAUGGAGAAGAGUUCCUGGGAAGUUAAAACAGAUUGAUUCAGGACCCAAUAGAAUCGUGUGUGGUGUGAAUAAAGCAGAUGAUAUCUAUUGCAGAACUGGUAUCACAACUGCAAUUCCUUAUGGCAAAAGUUGGCUCAGAGUUCCUGGAAAGCUGAAGUACAUCUCUUGUGGUGCUUUUGGACACUGGGGUGUCAACAAAAACAAUGAUAUAUUCUUCAGAUAUGGAGUCUCUCCUGGAAAACCACAGGGAGCAAAGUGGAAACAUGUACCUGGCAAGUUACAUCAAAUUGAAUCUGGUCUUGAUGGUGCUGUAUGGGGUGUGAAUAUUAUCUCUGGAGUUUUCACUCGCAUUGGUGUUACACAAGUGAAUCCUGUGGGAAAGAAAUGGAAGAGAUUUACUAAAAAGAAACUGGCAAUAAUCUCAGUUGGUGCUGGAACUCUGGUGGCAGUUGACAGGAAGGGAAAACCACUAUCAGCAGAAGCAUCUUCAUUUGUUGGUCCAAAUGGUCUUCCAAAGAAGCCAGCAGGCACUACAUGGAAAAAAAUGAAGAAAAUGUUCAAACAAAUUGACACACGAACUUCCACAUGGGCUGUUGAUGCAAGGAACGGUAUUUAUGCUCUUAACAAUGGAAAAUGGAAGAAGGUUGCAGGAAAAUUGAACCACAUAUCGUCUGGGAAAGCAGGUGUUUGGGGAAUCAUGGGAAAUGCUAUUUACUACAGAGUAAAAGUUAGCAAAAAACGCCCACUUGGUGUUAGAUGGAAGCGAAUUCCUGGUGGUUUGAAGCAGAUAGAUUCUGGACCAAAGGGUAUUGUAUGUGGUGUUAACAGUGGAGGGGCAAUCUAUUGCAGAAUGCGCAUCACCAAAUAUCGACCAUUUGGACGUUACUGGAAGCGCAUGUCGGGAAGGUUGAGUUACAUUUCAUGUGGUGACUAUGGGCACUGGGGUGUAAACACAGCUAAUCUAAUCUACUUCAGAGAAGGAGUUACACGGAGCAGACCCUUAGGAUAUAAGUGGAAGAGAAUACCUGGGGCCUUGACCCAAAUUGAUUCUGGCCAGUUUGGUCAAGUGGUAGGCGUGAAUAGACAAGGACAGAUGUAUGUUCGUGUUGGUAUAACACAAAGACUUCCAUUUGGUAAAUCAUGGAAAAUGGUUCCUGGUGUAACUAUUUUCUCCCAUUCCACCAUUGGAAGAGGCAUUGUAUUCGCGGUUGAUUCUACCCAAAAAAUAUAUCGGGCUUCACUGGCUGCAAUUGGUGGUGUUACUCCAAAACUACCUGUAAGAGAUGGCAAAUGGCAACGCAUUGGUAAAGUUCUUGCACAAAUUGAUUCCGGAAUGACUGAUACACCCUGGGGUGUUGAUCCCAGUGAUAAUAUAUAUGCUAUACAGAAAGGAAAUGUUCGAAAAGUUGGUGGGAGAUUGAUGCAUGUUUCAUCUGGCGAAGCUGGUGUUUGGGGUGUGAGCCGAAAUAAGAAUAUUUACAUACGCAUAGGAAUUACUUUGAAACGAAAAACUGGACAGUCCUGGAAGCGAAUCAGUGGGCAUUUGGUCCAGAUAGAUUCUGGUCCAUAUGGUAUAGUCUGUGGUAUUAGCAGUUCUGGUGUACCUUACUGUAGAAUAGGUAUUUCACGCAAACGACCUUAUGGUAUUCGUUGGCAACGUGUUCCUGGUAAACUUAUCUACAUCUCCUGUGGUCGAUAUGGACAUUGGGGCGUUAAUCGUGGGCAUGAUAUCUUCUUUAGACAUGGAGUAAAUAGGAAGAAGCCAUAUGGAACAAAGUGGCAAAAGGUGCCCGGUAAAUUGACCCAAAUUGAGUCUGGUCCAGACGGCGCUGUUUUUGGUGUGACAUUCCGAGGUAUUGUGUACACUCGCCGAGGAAUUACUAAAAAAAAUCCAACUGGUACAGCAUGGAGACCUGUAGGAAAGAAACUUAUGUCUAGUAUAUCUGUUGGUCUUGGCUUUGUAUAUGCUGUGGGGCGACGUGGGGCACCAUUUUCUAGUGAUGUUGCCAAAUUGGUUGGCCCGGCAGGCAUUCCUAGAAAACCAGGAAAACCAGUGGUACCAAAGCCAGAUCGUGGCUGGACAAAAAUGAAGAGAAAGUUCACUGUUAUUGAUACUGGUAUAACUCGAACACCUUGGGCUGUGAACAAACGUGGAAAUAUAUUUACUCUUCUCAAAGGAAAAUGGAUUCAAGUGCCAGGUGGAUUAAGCCACAUAUCAUCAGGCAAGGCUGGUGUUUGGGGUGUCAACAGUGCUGGAAAUAUAUAUUAUCGUACAGGAGUUACUUCUAAGAACCGAAAGGGUGUCACUUGGGCACAAGUACCUGGUAAAUUGAAGCAGAUUGAUUCUGGACCCAAAGGAGUUGUCUGUGGUGUAAAUGCUCUCGGCAAUAUUUUCUGCAGAAUGCAAAUAACAGUAAGAACACCAUCAGGAAGAAGGUGGGCUAAAAUACCUGGUAAACUCAAGUAUAUAUCCUGUGGAGACUAUGGUCAGUGGGGAGUAAACAAGGCUGGUCAGAUCUAUUUUAGAGUUGGCUAUUCUAGGGUCAAUUCUCUUGGCUGGAGUUGGAAACGGCUCCCUGGAAGAUUGACUCAGAUAGAGGCUGGAAAGUAUGGCCAGGUUUGGGGUGUAAACAGUGCUGGACUGCUGUUUGUCAGAACUGGUGUAUCUCAACAAAUACCAUGGGGCAAAAGUUGGAAAAGAAUAAAGACAAGGAAAAUGUAUAAGCAUGUUACUAUAGGGAUAGGAGCUGUCUUUGGUGUAUCUAAGAGGGGCAUUGUUUACCGCACUACACCAGCUACUGCAGGUAUUACUUCUCAUCCACCGAAAAAAGAUGGCAGAUGGACAAAGAAUAGGAAACCACUGAUUCAAAUUGACACUGGUCUUACUCCAGCUGUCUGGGGGAUUGAUCGUAGCAAGAAAGUAUACACAAUUGUUGAUGGUAGUUUCAAGAAGAUCUCAGGAACCAACUUCAAGCAUGUAACAUCUGGAGCUGCAGGCAUAUGGGCUAUCAACAGUGGUGAUUUCAUAUUCUUCCGUACUGGGGUUAGUCCUGGAAGUCUGACUGGACGAACCUGGCAACGGAUUCCUGGUUUACUUAAACAGAUUGAUUCUGGACCAUCUAAAAUUGUCUGUGGUGUAAAUAAAGUGAAUAUGGUUUAUUGUAGAAAGGGCAUUUCACCAGUAAAACCAUCAGGUUCAGGAUGGAUAAAACUUGAUGGUAAACUGAAAUAUAUAUCCUGUGGUGCCUUUGGUCAUUGGGCUGUUGAUCAAAACAAUCAAGUCAGAUUCAGACAGGGUGUUAAAUCAAAUAAACCACAUGGCACGAAAUGGACAACCAUUGGAAGAAUUAAAGUGCACCAAAUUGAAUCAGGUCCCGAUGGUGCUGUGUGGGCUGUUCAUAUUUAUAAGGGGGUGUAUACUCGCUUAGGUAUCAAGCCAACAAGUCCAACUGGAAUGAAAUGGAAACGUUUUAAAAAAAUGAAGCUUGUGAGUAUUUCUGUUGGACCUGGAACCUUGUAUGGUAUUGACAGGAAUGGAAAAUCUUUCACAGGGGAGGCAUCAUCUUUUGUUGGUAAAAAGGGUCUUCCAAGGAAACCACCAGGGACUAAAUGGGCUAAAUUGAAGCUGAAAUUUAAACAAAUUGACACAUGGAAAACAACAUGGGCUGUUGAUCAAUCAAAUGGUAUCUUUGGUUUAAACAGAGGUAAAUGGAAGAAGGUUCCAGGUGGAUUGAACCACAUAUCAUCUGGUAAAGCUGGUGUUUGGGGUGUUAUGGGAAGUGCAAUAUACUAUCGAGUUGGUGUAAGCAGAAAACUACCUCUUGGCAGAACAUGGAAGAGAGUACCAGGUGGAUUAAAACAGAUAGACUCUGGACCUAAGGGUAUUGUAUGUGGUGUGAACAGUGGUAAUAAUAUCUAUUGCCGAGUUAAGAUUUCACGAGGUGUUCCAUAUGGUACAAGAUGGGUGCAUGUUCCUGGUAAACUGAAAUACAUUUCAUGUGGUGAUUAUGGGCACUGGGGUGUCAGCAAAAACAACUACAUCUAUUUCAGACAAGGUGUCAGCAGAAAUAGGCCAGAAGGAAUAAAAUGGAAACGGAUUCCAGGUAUUUUGACUGAGGUGGAAGCUGGGCAAUUUGGUCAGGUUGUGGGUGUAAACCCAAAAGGUCAGAUGUAUGUUCGUACUGGUGUUACUGAGCAAAGACCAUUUGGAAGAGGUUGGAAGCGAGUUUCAGGAUUGAAGUUGUUUGUUCAUGCUACAGUUGGUCGAGGUGUUGUUUUUGGUGUUGAUUCCUUCAAGAAUAUUUAUAGAGGAACCAUAGCAGCAGUGGGAGGCAUUGUUCCAAAGCCACCCACAACUGAUGGGAGAUGGCAGCCUGUUGGAAAAGUGCUUGGUCAAAUAGAUGCUGGCUUGACUAAGACUCCUUGGACUGUGGAUCCUAAUGAUAAUGUCUUCUCACUACAAAAUGGGAAACUGAAAAAGAUUCCCGGAAAAUUGACCCAUGUUUCUUCUGGGCAAUCUGGUGUGUGGGGUGUAAACCGUGCCGAAAAUAUCUACUUCCGUAAGGGUAUAACUAAACGCAAGAGUGGAAUAGCAUGGGCUCAAAUUCCUGGUAAAUUGAAACAGAUAGACUCAGGACCAUCAGGAAUAGUGUGUGGUGUGAAUCGUGCUGAUAACAUUUACUGUAGAACUGGCAUUACUCCAAAACUCCGUCCUGGCAAAAGCUGGAUCAGAUUGCCAGGAAAACUCAGUUACAUUUCAUGUGGUGAAUACGGACACUGGGGUGUAAACAAAUUGCGAAAUGUUUACUUCAGAAAAGGCGUUACACCAAAGAAGCCACAAGGAACUAAAUGGCGAAGAGUAAAAGGCAAAAAACUGAUUCAAAUCGAGUCUGGACAAUUUGGUGCUGUGUGGGGUGUUGAUAUAAAUGGUAGAAUAUUUGUCAGAAUUGGUAUAUCUGCCAAAACUCCAUCAGGGAAAGCUUGGAAGGCAGUUGGAAAAACAAUAGUUGCUAGUGUGUCCAUAGGGCGUGGUAGGGUGUAUGCUAUUGGUCGAAAUGGUAAACCAAUUACUGGAGAUGUUGACAAAUUAAUUGGUCCAGCUCCCACACCUGGGAAUCCAGCACCACCAACACCACCUAAACCUAAACCAACCCCUAAACCAAAACCUAAGCUCCCCAAACCUCCAGCCCCUAAACCAGUUCCAUGUCCACGUCCACCAACCCCACCAAAACCUCUCCCAAUACCAAAACCAUCACCAAGACCAAUACCAAGACCACUUCCAAGACCAAGACCACGUCCAAGACCACGUCCAAGACCACGCCCAAUAAUCAGACCGAGGCCCAGACCCAUACCAAGACCCCGACCUAGACCUAUUCCUAGGCCUAGGCCAAGACCCAUUCGACCCAGACCAAGACCACCUGGUCCUGUUCCUCCACCAGCUCCACGUCCAUCUGGAACAAAUGCAAAAGCUGGCAAAGCAGAUAUCAUUUUCAUUCUUGAUUCUGCAACUGGAACUGGCAAGAAAGAGUUCAAGAUAAGCUUGGAGUUCAUGGUUGGUGUAACCAGCAACUUGGGUAUUGCUAAGAGUGGAGUGAAUGUAGGUCUUAUUGUCAUUGGUUCGAAACCCAAAAAGAUGUUUGGCUUUAGGAAAUAUCGAAAUAUACCUUCUUUGAGAAACAAAGCAUUGAAGAUUCGUUAUCGUGGAGCUGGCUUAAAGUGUAAUGCUGGGGCAGCCCUAAAAUUAGCAAAGAGUGACUUGUUCCGAAGGAGUAAGCGCAAAGAUGCAGCUAAGAUUAUUAUAACAUUGUUGUCUUCUGAGUCUGCAGAUGAUGUGUCUACACCAGCAGCUUCUCUUAAAAGUACUGGUGUUACAUCUAUUGUUAUUGGUAUGGGGCAAGGUUUCUCACAGCCUCAGGUUGAUUCAGUGGCUACCUCACCACAGCAUCAGUUAACCAACAUUGAUUACACGAAUCUGUUAGCUGCAACAUCAGUUAUUACAGACAAAGUUAAGAACGUGAUGGGGUUACCUGAUAGUGAAGGAAACACACCUACAGGCAAACCAAUUAGACCUGGAAAGCCUGGUGGGCCUCAAAGAACUAAAGCUGAUGUAGGUUUCCUGAUAUCAGGAUCAAGGAAUGUUGGUUCAACUAACUUUAAACGGCUUUUGAAAUUUGUACAGACAGUAUACCAGGGGCUUACUGUGUCUCCUGUUGAUACCCACAUUGGAUUACAAGUGUUUGCCAGUGGAGCAAGGGUUCAAUUUGAUUACAGAAAGUACAAGGAUCCAGUUAGUAUUGAUAAAGCAAUGCUCACAGUGCAAUAUCCUGGUGGUCGUGGAAAUCGAGUUGGUGGAGCUCUUCGUAAUGCAAUGAGAAGAUUGAUUGGGAGAAGCUCACGACAAAGAGCACCACAAAUUUUGAUAAUUUUCGUAACAGGUCGCUCUACUGAUCCAGUUAACCGGAUUGUGCAAAGAAUGAGAAGAAGAAUUAAUAUCAUUCCCAUUGGUGUUGGACGCAGAGCUGACAAGCGUCUUAUAAAGAAAUUGGCUUCCUCUGUAGAUAAUAGUGUGUCUGGAAUUAAUUAUAGACAACUACCAUCUGCUAGACAGAUUGUCAUUAAUUUGGUUAAAAAAAUUAUAAGUCCACCACCAAAACCUAAAAGACCUAGGCCUUUGAGACCAAAACCACGCCCUGGAAGAGCACCUAGACCCAAACCACGUCCAAGACCACUUCCUCCUCCAAUUGUGAAGCCGCCGACCAAACCUCCUGUUCUUCCUCCAGUACCAACUGGACCACCUGCUGAACCAGGCACGCCUCCACCUGGACCUCAAAAUCAUAUUUACUUUAUCACAAUCUUUACUGGCCAUCAAAAGAAAGCUGGUAGCAAGGCCAGUGCAUUUGCCAUAGUGAGUGGUGAAAAUGGUGACACUAAAGAGAUUGAACUGAAGAAGAGGGAAGGAAGAAAGAACAUUCCUCCUUUCAAGAGAGGAAGUGCUAUUGCUUUCCAAUUUGUAAAUAAUGAUUUGGGUCCAUUGAAGUCAGUCACUGUCAGGCAUGACAACAAGGGAGGAAAAGAAGCCUGGUUUAUCAAUCAGGUAACUGUAGUGGAUUACACCACUGGUGAUAACUACCAAUUCCCAGCACGGCAGUGGCUUGAUAAGCAAAGAGGUGACAAGAAACUAUCAAGGACUUUCAAUAAAGGCUUGGAAAUUACUGGUAAACAACAAGACAACUUGAACAAAUGGUGCAGAAUGAAUGUUCGAACUACUGGAGCAUCUAAAUUGGUUGCAUUGUUUGACUACAACAGAAAGAGACGUGGAAAGAAAUGGCGUUGUUACAAAAAGAGAGCUCUCAAUCCUGAAGGAACUGCGUAUAAUGUACAAAAGAAAAGUAAAGAAUACUUUACUAGGCACAAGAAGCUUACUGAGCUUUUAGGACGAUUAAGAAAACAAACCCCAACUAAGAAAAAAGAAAAAGUUCAACCUGGAGUACGUAUGGAAACAUGGAAAAAUAUCCGUGGUAACAGAUUAUCUAAUCUCCAAGCUGAUAAUCGCUUCCCUAACAAACCUGAUGAACAAUCAACCCUGAAAACAUUUGAUAUUGGAAAGAAUCGUUUUGACAACUAUGGCGUGCGAGUCUCUGGAUUCUUCAGGCCUCCAAUCAGUGGUUUUUAUAUAUUCUACCUUGCAAGCGAUGAUGAAGGUGAAUUCUGGUUAAGCACUGAUGAGGACAAGGGAAAUGCACGGAAAUUAGCAGAAUUAAAGGAAACAAAGAAAACUGGUCAUACUGGUUAUCAACAGUGGAAUAAAUAUCCAAAUGAUCAGGUAACAGAGAAAGUCUGGCUUGUAGCAGGAAAAUCCUACUACAUAAAGGCACUUAUGAAAGAAGGCGGUGGAGGUGAUCAUCUAAGCAUUGGUGUACGUUAUCCUGGUGGCAAAUUUGACAGACCCAUUAGCAAGAACAUUUUCCUGGCUCCUGUCCCUGCUGGAGUAGUUUUACCAGGCACUGAAACCCCAGGAGCCCCAAGUACCCCAGGAACAACAACAACUACACCUGGAAGUGGUGGUGCAGCACAACCUAGUACCCCUGGUGGUGCUCCUGGCCAACCAGCAGAACCAACUGCUAAAAAUGGUGUUACAUAUGAGUUAUGGCAAAACAUUGGAACAAACUUUAUUGCCAAACUGAAAGAGGACCCAAGAUUCCCAAGCAAUCCUGAUAAAAUGGAAGUUCUACCUAACUUUGAGUCUGCCAAAAAUUUUGCUGAUAACUAUGGUGCUCGUUUGACAACCUACUUUAGGGCCCCAUUGACUGGCACUUACACCUUUUAUUUGGCUGGAGAUGAUCAGUGUGAGUUGUGGAUAAGUAGUGAUGAUGCUGAAGUUAAUGCCAGACGUAUCCUGGCCUUCGCACCAAAUCAAUGGACUAAUCCAAAUCAAUUCAACAAGUUCCCAGCUAAUCAAGUAUCUGGACCAAUCAAACUAGAAAAAGGACGUGCAUACUUCAUGCAGGCCUUUGUUAAAGAAGGAGGUGGAGGAGAUCACAUCAGUGUGGGAGUAAAGCUUCCAAAUAAGAAAAUGGAGAGACCAAUUCGAAACACUAACUUGUUUAUUGGACCCAAUGUUCCUGCAUUACCACCAAAGGGCACUCCUGCUGCACCAGCCCCAGGCACACCUGGUGCUGGACCUCAGGAUGUUACAGCUAUUAUAAACUGUGAUGAUAGAAUGGAGCUUUAUGCAGAUGGUGUUCAAAUUGGAAAAGACAAUGGCAAAUGGUUUAUGAGUAAAAUCUAUAAACUUCCAGCUACCACUAAGGUUGUUGCUAUCCAUGGUUUCAACAUUGGUGGCCCUGCUGGCAUAAUUGGAUCAUUUAGCACAGGACUUGUUACUGAUGAAACCUGGCGUUGUACCAACAAGAAAUAUCCAAAAUGGCAAUCUCCUGCAUUUGAUGAUAGUGCUUGGCCAGGUGCUGAAGUUGUGAAAAGAAAUGACAAAAUCAAAGGACCGUCUAUUGCCAAAGAGGCAAAAUGGAUAUGGACUUCAAGAAAUACUGAUCUCAAUGUUUAUUGUAGAAAUACUCUUGUUAAACCACCACCACCUCAGACCACAACAGGCAACCAACCAGUUGCCCGACCAGGUGUUACUAUGGAAAUUUGGAAAAACAUCCCUGGAAACAAUGUUUAUCAAUUGAAGGAAAAUCCACGUUUCCCAAGCAAACCGGACACUUCCUCAGUUAUCCCAAACAUGGCAACACCAGUGAAUAAAAUGGACAACUUUGGUAUUCGAUUGACUGCAUACUUUAAGGCUCCAGAAUCAGGAGGAUAUAUUUUCUCAAUUGCUGGAGAUAAUCAAUGUGAAUUCUGGCUCAGUACAGAUGAAACACCAACAAAUGCUAAAUAUCUUAUGGGAACUGCUGCUAAUACAUGGACAAAUCCUAAUCAGUUCAACAAAUACCCAAAGAAACAAGUAUCAAAACCAGUUCAACUCCAACAAGGCAAAGUAUACUUCAUGCAAGCCAUUGCAAAAGAAGGUGGUGGAGGUGACCAUUUAUCUGUGAAGGUUAAACUUCCUUCUGGAGCAGAAAAAAUGCCUUUGGGUGGGAAGGAUGUUUACACUGGAGUGCCACCCCCACCUACUACACCUGGUGGAAAACCAGUUACUCCUCCAGCACCAUCGCUACCUGAACGUGGAGUUACUAUGGAAAUAUAUAACAACAUUCCUGGAAUGACUUUGGAUCGUUUGUUGUACAAUAAGAAGUUCCGAUCAAAAACACCGGACUCAAGUCAGAAACUACCAGGCCUUGUUUCACCCAUGAAUGUGGCAGAUAAUUAUGGAUUGCGUCUGACUACUUUCUAUGUGGCACCAGAAACAGGGAAAUAUACCUUCUAUGUUGCUGGGGAUGAUCAAUGUCGAUUGUCAAUCAGUAAUGAUGAUGAUCCUAAGCACUUAAAGACUAUCAUUAGAUUCAAGAAUGGAUUGUGGACACGGCCAAACCAAUGGGACAAACAUCCAUCACAAAGAUCAGCUCCAAUCAACUUGUCUAGAGGUCAGGUGUAUUACAUCGAAGCCUUGAUGAAAGAAGGGGGAGGUGGAGAUCACAUUAGUGUUGGAGUAAAACUACCAAGUGGUUUCUUACAAAGACCUAUUUCAAACAAUGAUGUCUAUAUUAAACCACCAGGUCCUAUUGGUGUCACACCUUCAACACCUGAGAGUGGAGUCACUAUGGAAGUCUAUAAGAAUAUACCAGGAAACACUCUUUCCAGUCUUACCACAAACCCAAAAUAUCCAAGUAAGCCGGAUGUAACAACCAAAAUUAAGAAAUUGAAAACCCCACAAAAUGCAGGUGAUUUGUAUGGAGUACGUCUAACAACAUAUUAUGUGGCUCCAAGAUCAGGCACAUAUGUUUUCUAUGUCUCUGGUGAUGAUCAGUGUAAACUGUCUCUGAGUACAGACAACAAACCAGAACACCUGAAGGAAAUUGUUCGCUUCCCAAAGAACCUCUGGACUAAUCGUAACCAAUGGAACAAGCAUCAAAAACAAAAAUCAAGACCAGUCUAUUUGUCAAAGGGCAAAGCAUAUUACCUAGAGGCUGUCAUGAAGGAAGGCAAAGGUGGUGAUCAUCUUAGUGUUGGGGUAAAACUUCCUGGGAGGAAAAGGCCAAGACCAAUAUCUAAAGAAGAUGUUUAUGUUAAACCACCAGCACCAGGAACUGCUGUUGUUGGAGGCAAAGGAAUACCUGAAAAUGGUGUGACUUUUGCAAAAUGGAGAAACAUUCCUGGUAAAGCUCUCUCAAAACUCUUCACUGAUCCACGUUUCCCCAACAAACCUGACACUUCAAAGAAGAUUGGUCGCCUUUCUAUCAGACCAAACCAAGGAGAUCGCUUUGGUGUGAGACUAACAACUUACUAUGUGGCUCCUUCAACAGGAAAAUAUGUGUUCUAUGUUGCUGGUGAUAAUCAAUGUCAGUUAUCACUUAGUAGUGACGAGAAACCCGAAAACCUUAAGAUUCUUGUGUUAUUCCCCAAAGAUCGGUGGACUCGACCCAAGAGCUUUAAACAGUAUUCAUGGCAGAAAUCCAGACCUGUGAGGCUUGAGCGUGGAGGAGUUUACUACUUGGAAGCUUUAAUGAAGGAGGAUAUUGGAGGAGAUCAUCUUAGCAUCGCUGUCAAGCAACCAAGGAGAAGAGGGCCAAGAAUCAUCCCUAAAAGAGACUUGUAUGUAAAGCCACCAGCACCAACCAAUCCCACUGCACCUCCAGGAAUACCUGUUCCAGAAAAUGGAGUUAAUGUACAAAUGUGGUUCAAUAUUCCUGGAACUAAUCUAAAUACUCUUAUCACAAACCCUCGCUAUCCUGGGAAACCUGAUGUUUCUAGAAAAACACUAGGCCUUGAAACUCAAGAAAAUAUUGAUGAUAAUUAUGGAGUACGAUUAACAACCUAUUUCAUGCCACCUAAAUCGGGAUCCUAUGUAUUCUAUAUCGCUGGUGAUGAUCAAACUAAACUAUCAUUAAGCACAGACAACAAACCAGAGAAUCUGCGUCAAAUAAUCUUUAAUAAGAAGUGGACUGGGAGAAGACAAUACAGAAAAUAUCCAUCACAAAAAUCAUCCAAGAUCCAGCUUCAACAAGGCAGCUUCUACUUCAUGGAGGCAUUAAUGAAAGAAGGUGGAGGAGGUGACCAUCUAAGUGUUGCUGUCAAACAGCCUCGUGGGUAUGGACCAAAACCCAUAUCCAAGAAUUAUCUCUAUGCCAAACUACCUGGCCCAACAACACCUGAAACUGGUGGUGGAGGAGGAACACCUACAACUACUCCUGUUGAAGAGCCUCCAGCAAAACGAGGUGUGAACUUUGAUAUCUGGGAAAAUAUACCAGGCAAUGACUUGAAGUUACUCUUCAAAGAUAAGCGUUACCCUGAUAAUCCAGACAAGACUCAGGCAUUACCUUCAUUCAGCACACCACAGAAUCGUGGAGAUAAUUAUGGUGCAAGAGUAACAGGAUAUUAUCAGGCACCACAAACUGGAGACUACAGAUUCUAUAUUGCCUCAGAUGAUUCUUCUGAAUUGCGACUUAGUACAGAUGACACAAAAGUUAAUGCAAGAAGAAUUGCAGGGGUCAAAGGCCAUACAAGUCCCAGACAAUGGAAUAAAUAUAAAAAACAGCAAAGAUCUAAACCAAUCGGUCUGGAAAAGGGAAGAGUUUAUUACAUGGAGGCAUAUCUCAAAGAAGGUGGUGGUGGUGAUCACCUAACUGUGCGUGUGAAACUGCCUUCAGGAAGUACACAAACACCUUUGAUGAAAAAUCUUUACACCAAGUCACCAGUUCCUCCAAAACCUGGCCGACCAUUCCCAUCGUGGCCUGAUGACUUCCGUUGGAAUAAUGCCGGACCAAUACAGAACUAUCGUUGUGUACAGAUAUCAGAGCCUGCUGACAAACAUACAUGGCAAGAUAACUUCUUCUGUUCUUCUGGUGACAAGAAGGAUCCUGGAAUAAAGUGGAGUUUUGCAGGUCCAAAGAAUGGAAUGAAAUGUAUACAGGUCAAAGAACCAGCUGACCCCCAUACCUGGCAUGAUAACUAUCUCUGCCUACCUAGUGAUUCCCCACUCAAUCUUAAGUGGUCAUUUUCUGGGCCGAUUUCUGGAAAAGCUUGUAUACAGUGGUCUGAACCUGCUGAUCCACACACAUGGAACGAUAAUUAUUUGUGUGGUGACAAGUAUACACCUCCAGGGGUUCCAGCAACUCCAAGUGGCCCACCAACCACUCCAGUUAAAAAACCUGUUAGUCCAGGAGGGAAACCAGCCAUCCCAGCUACACCUGGCGCUGUUCCUGCUACACCUGGUGCUACUCCUGCCUCUCCUGGAAGUGUUCCAACCACACCUGGUGGAAGACCUGCUACCCCAGGUGGAAGACCUGCUACCCCAGGUGGAAGACCUGCUACUCCGGGUGGAAGACCUGCUACCCCAGGUGUAAAACCUGCUGUCCCAGGCACUGUCCCAGGCACUGUCCCAGGCACUGUCCCAGGCACUGUCCCAGUCACUCCAGGUGGAAAACCUGCUGUCCCAGGAACUGUGCCAACAACUCCAGGUGUCAAACCUGCUGUCCCUGCCAAACCAGUUGGUCCAGGUACUGAACCUAAACCUUCAAAAAAAUGGAAGAGAAUUCGUGGAAAACUUGAUCAAAUUGAUGGUGGUUUGAAAAAAACUGUGCUUGGUACAGACUCAAGCCAGAUUGUUCGCCGAGUUGGAAGAACAACAAACAAACUGUAUCCUAUCAAACAACCUACUCUUCUGAGACAUGUUAGCGUUGGUCAAGGAGGUGUUUGGGGUGUUAAUGCAAAUGGCCAGAUUAUGUUCUCUCAGCCCAAAAAGCCAUGGCAAAUUGUACCUGGUAUUCUUGCACAGGUAGACUCUGGACCUGCUGGCGUUGUAUAUGGUGUAACUAAAGACCACAAAAUUUUUGUCAGAGAAGGAAUAUUACCCAAUAUGCCAAUGGGAACCAUGUGGCGUAGGGUACCAGGUCGUCUGAAGUAUGCCUCCUGUGGUCUGUUUGGCUGUUGGGGUGUCAACAGAAAGAACCAUGUGUACUUUAGGGUUGGUGUGAAUGCAGUUCGUCCAGGUGGUCUCAAAUGGAUCAGGGUUGGCACAAAUGUUAAGCUUACCCAGAUUGAGGCUGGUCCAGCUGGAAUUGUGGUAGGCUUGCUUCCAGAUGGUGCUGUUGUGAUAAGAGUUGGUGUAACAAGAGAUCUACCUUAUGGAAGGUCAUGGAAAAAGUUAAGAACAUUAAAUACUCCUGUCAAACAUGUUUCAGUCUCACUGGAUAAGAUCUACAUUGUCACUCAACUUCGGGAUGUGUAUGUAAGUCUGCUAAAGAAAUCACCUGACACAAAAACACCUGCUGGACCUUUGCCACCACCAGGAACAAAACCACCACCGGAAGCAUCAAACUAUGUUGAGAUCAUUGGCAAAAUACCAAAGCGAUUGAAAGGGAAUGAGCAAAUGCCAGUCCCACCUGCUUCAGCAGCAAAAAUUAAUCUUGGUGAUGUUGAUUUCUCCAUUGCGGGUUUCAUAAACACAAAAAUAGGAGGCACUAUUAUCUCAAAAACCAUUCCAGGAAAACCAUUCCUUCCAAACAGUAAAAGUCUUUAUGUCAAUACAAAAGGCAAACUGGUGUUUGAGGUUGGACUUUCUGGAAAAGUCAAGAGUAAGACCAAGGUGAACGACGGAAAUUGGCAUGAAUUUGGUGUUGUCCAUGUGGCAAGUGAGGACAGAUUUUACAUUUAUGUUGACCAAACUCAGGAAGGUGAAAAAGAUUUCAGUGUUGCUGAGGACUUGGAUGGCAGCAUACCAAAAGUUGGGUAUACUGCUAUUGAUUUCCCUCUUGUAAAGAACUUCAAUGGUAAGCUCAAGAAGCUUCGCUACUAUCCAAGUGCAGUAUACAAGGACUUAGCUGGACGUGGUGGUCUCAAGGGUGAUGUUGCAAAGCCAGAAACAACUACUGGUGGAAAGCCAACUACGCCAACAAAGCCAAAACAACCUGCUAUCCCAGGUAAACCAGGUGUGUCUCCUCCUGGUGUUCCUGGGCUUCCACCAUGUGAAAGUUGUAAUACAGAAAAACAAGUUGCUGCCCCUCUUGAUAUGGUAUUCAUAGUUGAUGGCUCUAAAACUGUUGGUUCUCAAACAUUCAAUUUCCUCAAAAACUUUGUGAAAGAAAUCACACAUGCAUUCAUUGUCUCUACACAAGCUACGCGUGUUGGGUUUGUUCAAAUAUCAGAUUCAGGUCAUGUUGAUUUCAACCUGGAUCAAUACAAUGAAAUGCAAUCAUUGGAUAAUGCAAUUGAUAGAGUAUCCCUGAAAGCUGGUAAUAAACGAUAUGUUGGACAGAGUGUUAUGACAGCUUAUACAGCUGUUCUCCAAGUAACAGGUCGUCGAGGAUUGGUACCAAGAGUUGCCAUUGUUAUCACUACUGGCAAGGCCAUUGGUGAUGUUCAAUCUGUUGGUCAGAAUUUGAGGAAACAAAAGGUCUCUUUGUUAGUUGUGAGUGUCGGACCAAAAGUGAAGAAGCGGCAAGGAAAGCAGCUUGCGACCUCACCUAAGGAUAGCUUUAUCGUUAGAGAUGUUACCAAGUUGCCAACGCUUAUUCCAAGGGUUGUGGAUAGAGUUAACAGAGGUCUUGGUACAGUUGCUGGUAAAGUUAAACCAUCUCUACCAGGUGCCACUACAGCGGGAAAAACUCCUUUUGCUCCUGGUAUUCCAUCACCUCCAGGUUCUGGUGGUCAAGCACCUAUUACUCCAAUUGGAACAUCUGCCUCAGAUGGACCUGGUAUUAUACAUUUGUUGAUGCCAACUGUAUGCAAGGGCCCAGUGGAUAUAACGUUUGUCAUUGAUGGUUCUGCUAGUGCAGAGUACAACACUCAUGGAGGGUUUAGACGCACAUUGAAACUUGUCAAGGAGUUUGCAAACAACUAUGUUGUUGGUCCUCUGAAUACAAGAUUUGGUUUGGUUGUGUUUGCCACAGAGGCAGUCACAAUAUUCAAGUUUGAAACUCACAAAACUAAAGCAGCACUGUUAAGAGAUAUUGAUAAAAUUAAAUUCCCUGGAACAACUUCAUCCCUCGGAAAAGGACUCAAACAAGCUAAAGAUGUGGUUCUGGUAACCAGAAGGCCUAAUGUUCCUCAAAAGAUGAUUGUGAUUACAGAUGCUCUGAGUCAUGAUAAUCCAUUUAAUGCUGCUUCCCAAAUCAGAGCAAUGAAUGUGGAAAUCUUUGCUGUCACUGUUGGUAUUCGUUCAAAUAAAACUGUUCUACAGUCAGUUGUGUCUCAACCUGUCAACAAACACUUGUUUUCAUCAAAGGAUAGCUUGGAAAACCUUCUCAAUGCUAUUAAACAGGGCUCAUGCAAGGCUCCUGUGUUAGGGCCACCAACUCCUAUAUCACCAACUGGUCCAAUUACACCAGGCAGUCCAAAUGCUCAAAUUCCAGUAGAUAUUGCCUUCUUGGUGGAUGCUUCUAAAGGAGUCACUGAAAUAAACUUCAGACUUGAGGUGAAAUUUGUGACAACCAUUGUUCAAGCACUGCUUAUCUCGAAGAGAGGGAUCCAUGCUGGCUUUGCCAUCAUUUCUGGUGAUGGUCUUUUGAUUAGUGACUUCAGUUCAAACACAGACACUGCAAGCUUUCUUUCAUCUAUUCGAAAAUCACCUUACCCAGGUGAAAGUCGUCAAGCAGGAAAAGGAAUUGUACUAGUUAAGGAUAACUUGUUUGGAACAAGUGGACGUAAAGAAGCCACUAAGAUACUAGUUAUUUUACUGACUGGAAAAUCCAAAGAUGACAUCUCUGUUCCUGCUGAUCAAAUUAAAAAAGCUGGCAUAAGCAAAGUUAUUGUUGUUGGUAUUGGUCGGGUUCCUUCUGAUGACCUGAAGAAUACAGCUUCUAACCCUCAGAAUGCUUUAGUUGUCCCCUCAUAUCCACAAUUGCCUGAUAGAGUACCAGAUGUGAUUGCACUGAUUAAUGCAGCCACAGGUCAGAAAAUUGCUGAGAUACCUGUUGCACCAGCAGCACCUGGUGCAAAACCAGGAAUUCCUGGAUCCCCUGGUGCACCAGGGUCUCCAGGUGCACCAGGGUCUCCAGGUGCACCACAAGGCCCUGGUGGUCCAGGUGGCAUAGGUGGCCCUGGUGGUCCUGGUGGCCCUGGUGGACCUGGAGGACCACCAGCUACACCAGCAACUGGACAACCAGGAACACCUGGUGGUCCAGCACGAUCUCCUCUUGGACCUCCUGGUACCAAGGUUGAAGCUCCGGUGGAUAUGGUUUUUGUAAUUGAUGGAUCAACAAGUGUUGGCUUUGAUGACUUUAAGAUCUCAAUCAAAUUUAUUAUCAGUGUUAUUGAUGCAUUCCCUGUCACCCCAUGGGGUGUUCAAAUUGGUGUCGUAGUUGUUCAGCCUUCAAACCAGAUUGUGAUAGAACUUGGAAGAUAUAAAGAAAAGGCUAAUGUUGAUGCUAGUAUACGUCAAGUAAUCUAUCCCAAUGGUGAUAAUAGUGUUGGUGCAGCCCUCAAACAAGCUAAGACAGCAAUUGAUAAAAGCAAACGUAUAGUACCAAAGGUAAUUGUAUUGUUAUUGGAUAACAAAGCUGCAGAUGAUGUGUCUUUGCCAAGCAAAGCACUGAAAGAGUCUGGCAUCGGUGUUGUGGCUAUUGCUGGUAGUGGAGACGUUGACCAAGCUCAGUUAAAUGUCAUUACUGGCACACCUGAGAAUGUGGUGACAACAACAAGCUAUUCAAAAUUGCCAUCAAUUUUGGGAACUGUCAUUGAAAAGAUUAACAAUAUUAUUGGACAACCUAUUGGAAAAAUGCCGCCAUCUGGCCCUGGAGGACCUGCCAAACCUGCUGGUGUCCCUGCUGGCCCCUUAAAUAAAAUCUAUUUGGUAAAAGUAGUAACUGGUACAAAAUUCUUUGGUGGGACAGAUCAACAUGUCUUCUUGACUAUUCAUGGCUCUAAAGGUGUAACUAAGGAAAUCUAUCUCACACGAAGAGACAAAGCAAAGGCUAAGGCUCUAUUUGAACGUGGAAGCAAAGAUUUGUUUAAAUUGGAUACAACGGACCUUGGAGAUCUAAUAAAGAUAACUGUCCGAAUGGAUACAACUAAGGGAACAGGUUUCUUUGGAAAGAUUGAUGACUGGUACCUGUCAAAGGUUGUGAUCAAGGAUACCCAAACAGGCAUCAGAUACAUUUUCUCCUGUAAAAAAUGGCUUAAAAAGAGUCCUAACUCCCACAUCCUUCCUGUUGGUAAGAAGGAACAAGGGCCACCGACAGUUGGUCCCUCAAAACCAACACCAGAAAAAAUUGAUAUUGUUUUCCUCUUGGAUGGUUCAACACGAGUUGGCCCACGGCGUUUUAAGCUGGAGCUAUCAUUAUUUGAUACUGUUGCACAGUCAUUCCCUGUUGAGAAAGAUGGGGUACAUUUUGCUGGAAUUGUCUACUCGACCACAAGCAAGAUCGCAUUCCAACUUAACGCUAACACAGAUAAACUGACACUUUCUAAAGCUAUUCAAGCUAUGCCCUUCCUCGGUGGAGGUAGAAAUGUUGGGCAAGCAAUUGGCUCUGUAAAGGGUGGUGUGUUUGACAUAAGUGGCCGACCUGGUGUACCUAGAGUUCUUGUUGUUCUUAUGCUUAAGAAUUCACAAGAUGACAUGGUUGCACCGGCAUCUGCACUGAAACCACAAGGAGUUAAAUUGAUUGUACUUGGUAUUGGAAAAGGUGUGGACCCAUCCAAGCUUACGCCUGUUGCAUCCUCCCCUGAGUUUGUUCUCAUUCAAAGGCCAAUGCGUGAACUAGGUACACAAGCAGGUCCACUGGUUGGCAAAAUUAACAGUGCUGUUGGAAAGGAAAUUGGAAAACCAUUACCUGGACCAGUUGGACCAGGUGGUGAAACCAUUGUUCCAUUCGAUUUGGCAUUUGUUGUUGAUGGUGCAAAUAUUGUUGGACAGGCUAACUUUAAAAUGAUCAUUGAGUUCACCAAGUUUAUAUACCACGCAUUUCCUGUCUCUGCUCAAGGCACACAUGUUGGUAUGGUUACCUACAGUGAAACUGGUAACACAGCGUUCAACUUUAAACAACAUAAAUCAAUGAAAUCAUUAGACAUGGCAGUUGAUCAACUUAAACUACCAGGUGGUACCAACAAUAAUAUUGGUGCUGGCUUAGCAGCAGCACAUUCACAACUCUUUGGUACAAGUGGGCGAAAAAGCAAAAAGAUCAAAAAAGGAAUUGUAACAUUUUUGGUUGGCAAACCUGAUGAUGACCCUACAACAUACUCAGAGAAACUGAAAUCUGAGGAUAUUGUCUCAGUUGUCAUUGCUAUAAAUAGCGACAUGAAUGCAGUGAAGAUGAUUGCAAGCUCACCUGACCAUAUUUUAUCCAUUAAUUAUCCAGUGCAACUGAAAUUAUAUGUUGAUGAAGUUAUUGAAAUGAUCAAUAAAAAAGGUGGACUCAUUCCUGAUGCUCCAAUCGACCCUCCAAUCGGAGUUGGAGGUCCAGGAAAUCCUGGAGGCCCUGGUGGACCAGGUGGACCAGGUGGUCCAGGGGGACCUGGUGGUCCAGGUGGUCCUGGAGGAUCUACACCUCCUGGUGGACCUGGUGAACCUGGUGGUCCAAAAGGACCAGGGGGUCCCGAAGGUCCAGGUGGGCCAGGGAUGCCUGGAGGAACAGGUGGACCUGGUGGUCCUGGGGGACCAGGGGGGCCAGGUGGCCCAGGUGGACCCUGUGGCCCAGGUGGACCUGGUGGUCCAGGCGGCCCUGAUGGCCCAACUUGUAAGACUGGUGAACCAGGAGGACCAUCUGGACCUGGUGGACCAGGAGGACCUGGUGGACCUGGUGGUCCUAAUGGACCUGGUGGUAAAGAUGAUCCAAAGAAGCCAAACAAACCAGCUGGUCCAGGUGAGCCUGGUGGCCCUAAUGGUCCUGGUGGUCCAGGAGGGCCUGGUGGGUCAAAUGGCCCUGGAGGGCCAGGCUCAUUAAAUGGACCUGGAGGUCCUGGUGGACCAGGAGGACCAGGAGGCCCAGGUGGACCUGGUGGUCCAGGUGGGCCUGGAGGUUCUACACCUCCUGGUGGGCCUGGCCAACCUGGUGGGCCUGGAGGUCCAGGGGGCCCAGGUGGUCCCGGUGGCCCUGCUGGUCCAGGAGGACCCCCUGCACCUGGAACUCCCGUGACACCUGGUACUAAAAACCCCCAGCCACCAACCAAACCAGAGAAUGUUGGAGGUCCUGGUCAGCCUGGUGGCCCUGGUGGUCCAGGUGGACCUGGUGGGCCUGGUGGGCCGGGUGGGCCCGGAGGACCAGGAGGACCUAAAGCACCUGAACCACGCCCAACAAAACCAAGUCCACCAGGAACUCCAAGUGGACCUGGUGGACCUGGUGGGCCAGGAAGUCCUGGAGGACCUGGUGGGCCUGGAUCACCUCAUGGGCCAGGUGGGCCAAAAGGCCCUGGUGGACCAAAUGGUCCUGGUGGCCCUAAUGGACCAGGAGGACCAAAUGGACCAACUAAACCUGGUGGUCCAGGACAACCUGGCGGUCCUGGUGGACCAGGAGGUCCUCUUGGUCCUGGAGGACCAGGAGGAGAAGGAGGUCCUGGUGGUCCGCAUGGACCAGGUGGGCCUGGUGGACCAGCAGUCCCUAAUGUGCCUGGACAGCCAGGGAAGCCAAAUGGGCCAGGUGGACCAAAUGGACCAGGUGGGCCUAAAGGUCCAGCUGGGCCAGGUAGCCCAGGAGGACCAUUGUCACCUGGUGGCCCCGGAGGACCAAAUGGUCCGGGAGGUCCUGGCAGUCCUGGUGGACCAGGGGGGAAAACGCCUCCUGGUGGUCCAGGUGAGCCUGGAGGACCAUUGGGUCCUGGAGGACCUGGUGGAGCUGGUGGUCCAGGUGGUCCAGGUGGACCUGGUGGACCAGGUGGUCCCAAAACACCACACACUCCUGGUAGUCCUGGUGGAAUAAAAGGGCCUGGUGGCCCAGGUGGACCAGGUGGUCCAGGGGGUCCUGGUGGUCCAGGUGGCCCAGGUGGACCUGGUGGUCCAGGUGGUCCUGGAGGACCCAAAGAACCAACAAAGCCCAAACAACCAAGUACACAACCAGGCUCUCCUGGUCAACCUGGUGGUCCAAAUGGGCCAGGAGGUCCUGGUGGACCAAGUGGGCCAGGUGGGCCCAAUGGGCCAGGUGGACCUAAUGGUCCGGGGGGACCAAAUGGUCCUGGAGGCCCAAAUGGACCAACAAAACCAGGAGGCCCAGGUCAACCUGGAGGACCAGGUGGACCAGGUGGUCCAACAGGCCCAGGAGGGCCUGGUGGUGAGGGAGGUCCUGGAGGACCAAAGGGACCUGGUGGACCUGGAGGACCAACAACCCCGAAUAUUCCUGGACAACCAGGAAAGCCUGGUGGACCAGGUGGACCAAAUGGGCCAGGUGGACCUAAAGGACCCGGAGGUCCAGGUGGACCUGGUGGACCAUUAACACCAGGUGGGCCAGGUGGACCUAAUGGUCCUGGAGGUCCCAGUGGUCCUGGGGGUCCAGGUGGGAAAACACCACCUGGUGGACCUGGUCAACCAGGUGGCCCCAAAGGCCCUGGUGGUCCAGGAGGCCCUGGGGGUCCAGGUGGACCCGGAGGACCAGGUGGGCCAGGUGGACCACCUACAACCCAUGGACCUGGUGCUCCUAAUGGACCUGGAGGACCUGGUGGACCAAAAGGACCAGGUGGUCCAGGUGGGCCUGGUGGGCCUGGAGGGCCAAAUGGGCCAGGUGGACCUAAUGGGCCUGGGGGGCCAGGUGGCCCGAAAGGACCAGGUGGGCCUGGUGGUCCUAAUGGGCCAGCAGGUCCAAAUGGACCUGGUGGUCCAAAUGGUCCUGGAGGACCAGGUGGUCCUGGAGGUCCAAAGGGGCCAAAUGGACCAGGGGGGCCAAAUGGACCAGGUGGACCUAAUGGACCUGGAGGACCAAAUGGACCAACAAAACCUGGAGGCCCAGGUGAACCUGGAGGUCCGGGUGGACCAGGUGGACCAACAGGGCCUGGUGGGCCUGGUGGUGAAGGAGGUCCUGGUGGGCCACAAGGACCUGGUGGGCCAAAUGGGCCUAAAGUACCAAAUGUUCCUGGACAACCUGGAAAACCUGGUGGACCAGGUGGGCCAAAUGGGCCAGGUGGACCCAACGGACCAGGGGGACCAAAUGGACCUGGAGGACCAUUAACACCUGGUGGCCCUGGUGGACCUAAUGGACCUGGAGGACCUGGUGGGCCUGGAGGUCCAGGUGGAAAGACUCCACCUGGUGGCCCUGGUGAGCCAGGUGGAACCAAAGGUCCCGGUGGUCCAGGAGGACCUGGUGGUCCAGGUGGACCUGGAGGACCAGGUGGGCCUGGAGGUCCACCUACAACCCAUGGACCUGGUGAUCCUGGUGGUCCUGGAGGGCCUGGUGGGCCAAAUGGACCAGGUGGCCCUGGAGGGCCUGGUGGGCCAGGAGGGCCUGAGGGGCCUGGUGGUCCCAAAGGCCCAAGUGGACCAGGCGGACCAAAGGGACCAGGUGGACCUGGUGGACCAAAUGGGCCAGCUGGACCAAACGGUCCUGGUGGGCCAAAUGGACCUGGAGGGCCAGGUGGACCUGGUGGUCCUGGUGGGCCAAAUGGACCAGGUGGGCCUAAUGGCCCAGGUGGACCAAAUGGACCAGGUGGACCAAAUGGACCAACAAAACCAGGUGGUCCAGGUCAACCUGGUGGUCCUGGUGGGCCUGGUGGUCCAACAGGUCCAGGAGGACCGGGUGGUGAAGGAGGUCCUGGGGGACCAAAAGGACCUGGUGGACCAGAAGGGCCUGCUGUACCAAACGUCCCUGGACAACCUGGUAAGCCAAAUGGCCCUGGUGGCCCUAGUGGCCCAGGUGGACCUAAAGGUCCUGGAGGUCCUGGUGGACCGGGUGGACCAUUAACACCUGGCGGCCCAGGUGGACCUAACGGUCCUGGAGGACCUGGUGGGCCUGGAGGUCCAGGUGGAAAAACACCACCUGGAGGCCCUGGUGAGCCAGGUGGAACUAAGGGUCCUGGUGGUCCAGGAGGACCUGGAGGUCCAGGUGGACCUGGAGGACCAGGUGGGCCUGGAGGACCACCUACAACCCAUGGACCUGGUGAUCCUGGUGGGCCUGGUGGACCUGGUGGGCCAAAUGGACCAGGUGGUCCUGGAGGGCCUGGUGGGCCAGGAGGGCCUAAGGGGCCAGGUGGGCCCAAAGGCCCAAGUGGACCAGGUGGACCAAAGGGACCAGGUGGACCUGGUGGACCAAAUGGGCCAGCUGGACCAAAUGGCCCUGGUGGGCCAAAUGGGCCUGGAGGGCCAGGUGGACCUGGAGGUCCUGGUGGGCCAAAUGGACCAGGUGGGCCCAAUGGCCCAGGUGGGCCCAAUGGACCAGGUGGACCAAAUGGACCAACAAAACAAGGUGGUCCAGGUCAACCUGGUGGUCCUGGUGGGCCUGGUGGUCCAACAGGUCCAGGAGGACCUGGUGGUGAAGGAGGUCCUGGGGGACCAAAAGGACCUGGUGGACCAGGAGGGCCAGCUGUACCAAAUGUCCCUGGACAACCUGGUAAGCCAAAUGGUCCUGGCGGCCCUAAUGGCCCAGGUGGACCUAAAGGUCCUGGAGGUCCUGGUGGACCUGGUGGACCAUUAAUGCCUGGUGGCCCAGGUGGACCAAAUGGUCCUGGAGGACCUAGUGGUCCUGGAGGGCCAGGUGGACCAACACCACCUGGUGGACCAAGUCAACCUGGUGGGCCCAAAGGUCCUGGUGGUCCAGGGGGACCUGGAGGGCCAGGUGGGCCAGGAGGCCCAGGUGGGCCUGGAGGACCCCCUACAACUCAUGGUCCUGGUGAUCCUGGUGGACCAAAUGGUCCAGGAGGUCCAAAAGGACCAGGUGGUCCUGAAGGACCAGGUGGUCCAGGGGGACCCAAAGGACCAGGUGGUCCUCAAGGGCCUUUAGGACCAGGUGGACCAAAGGGGCCUGGUGGACCUGGUGGACCAAAUGGACCUGGUGGGCCAAAGGGUCCUGGAGGACCUGGAGGGCCAGGUGGACCAAAUGGACCAGGUGGACCUGGUGGUCCAAAUGGCCCUGGGGGGCCUAAAGGACCUGGUGGACCAAAUGGACCAGGUGGGCCAAAUGGUCCUGGUGGGCCAAAUGGGCCAACAAAACCAGGUGGUCCAGGUCAACCUGGUGGUCCUGGUGGGCCUGGUGGUCCAACAGGUCCUGGAGGACCUGGUGGUGAAGGAGGUCCUGGGGGACCAAAAGGACCUGGUGGACCAGAGGGACCAGCUGUACCAAAUGUUCCUGGGCAACCUGGAAAACCCAAUGGCCCAGGUGGUCCAAAUGGUCCUGGUGGUCCAAAGGGUCCAGGAGGACCUGGUGGACCUGGUGGACCACUAACACCUGGAGGCCCUGGAGGCCCUGGUGGUCCUGGAGGCCCUGGUGGUCCUGGAGGACCUGGUGGUAAAACACCUCCUGGUGGACCAAACCAACCUGGUGGACCUAAAGGUCCUGGUGGUCCUGGAGGGCCAGGGGGACCUGGUGGGCCAGGUGGGCCAGGGGGGCCUGGUGGACCUCCUACAACUCAUGGACCUGGUGCUCCUGGUGGACCAAAUGGACCUGGAGGGCCAGAAGGACCAGGUGGUCCUGGAGGACCAGGCGGUCCUGGUGGCCCAGGUGGUUCUGGAGGGCCAGGUGGACCAAAUGGACCAGGUGGACCUGGUGGUCCAAAUGGUCCUGGGGGGCCUAAAGGACCUGGUGGACCGAAUGGACCAGGUGGGCCAAAUGGUCCUGGUGGGCCAAAUGGGCCAACAAAACCUGGUGGUCCUGGUCAACCUGGAGGCCCAGGUGGGCCUGGUGGACCAAAAGGCCCUGGUGGGCCAGGUGGUGAAGGAGGUCCUGGUGGGCCAGAAGGGCCAGGUGGGCCAGGUGGACCAAGUGUGCCUAAUAUUCCUGGGCAACCAGGAAAGCCUAAUGGACCAGGUGGACCUAAUGGGCCAGGUGGACCUAAUGGACCAGGAGGACCAAAUGGACCUGGUGGGCCAUUAUCACCUGGUGGACCUGGUGGUCCAGGUGGCUCUGGAGGCCCAGGUGGACCUGGUGGACCUGGUGGAAAAACACCUCCUGGUGGGCCCGGAAAGCCUGGGGGACCAAAAGGCCCAGGUGGGCCAGGUGGACCUGGAGGUCCUGGUGGUCCAGGCGGUCCAGGUGGGCCUGGUGGACCUCCAACAACACAUGGUCCUGGUGAUCCUGGUGGACCACAAGGUCCAGGUGGACCAAAAGGGCCUGGUGGCCCUGAAGGACCUGGUGGACCAGGUGGACCUAAUGGUCCAGGUGGACCUGGUGGGCCAAGUGGACCAGGUGGGCCAAAAGGGCCAGGUGGACCUGGUUCACCAUAUGGUCCAGGUGGUCCAAAAGGUCCUGGAGGUCCAGGUGGACCAGGAGGUCCAAAUGGACCAGGUGGACCUGGAGGCCCUGUAGGACCAGGUAAGCCUGGAAAACCUGGUGGUAAUGGUGGUCCAGGUGGACCUGGAGGACCUGGUGGUUUAGGAGGCCCAGGAGGGCCUGGUGGUCCUGGUGGACCAGGAGGACCUAGUGUACCCAAUAUCCCUGGACAACCUGGAAAGCCAAAUGGGCCUGGUGGCCCCAAUGGACCAGGAGGGCCAAAUGGUCCUGGUGGUCCAUUGGCACCUGGAGGUCCUGGGGGUCCUGGUGGACCUGGAGGUCCAGGUGGUCCUGGAGGACCAGGUGGGAAAACACCUCCUGGUGAAUCAGGUGAACCUGGUGGACCUAAUGGACCUGGAGGACCAGUUGGUCCAGGUGGGCCAGGUGGACCUGGUGGGCCAGGUGGGCCAGGUGGCCCUGGUGGGCCAGGUGGCCCAAGUGUGCCAAAUGUUCCUGGACAACCAGGAAAACCUAAUGGACCUGGUGGGCCUAAUGGACCAGGUGGGCCUAAAGGCCCUGGAGGUCCAGGUGGACCAAAAGGACCUGGGGGACCUGGAGGACCUGGGGGUCCUGGAGGUCCCGGUGGGCCUGGUGGACCAGGAGGGCCUGGUGGACCUACGAUUCCUCAAAAGCCUAGUGUACCUAGUAUACCCAGUGUACCUGGCCAACCAGGUACACCUGGAGGUCCUGGAGGUCCUGGUGGACCUGGAGGACCUGGUGGACCUGGGGGACCUAAGUCACCUGAGACACCAAAACCUGGAACCCCUGGUGGUCCUAAUGGUCCAGGAGGACCUGGUGGCCCUGGAGGCCCAGGUACACCUGGUGGAAUAAUGGGUCCUGGUGGCCCUGGUGGUCCAGGUGGACCUGGAGGUCCUGGAGGCAAAUGCGGCCCUGGUGGACCAGGUGGACCUGGAGGUCCAAGGGGUCCAUCAUGUGGGCCUGGUGAGCCUGGGGGUACUCUUGGACCUGGUGGUCCAGGAGGUCCUGGUGGGCCUGGGGGUCCAGGUGGUCCUGGUGGUCCAGGAGGUCCUACUCCACCUGGUGGACCUGGUUCACCUGGUGGACCAAAAGGUCCUGGUGGACCUGGAGGCCCAGGUGGACCUGGUGGUCCUGGUGGGCCAGGUGGACCCGAAGGACCCUUAUCACCCGGUGGACCUGGUGGACCAGGUGGGCCAGGAGGCCCAGGUGGUCCUGGUGGGCCUAAAGGACCUACACCACCUGGAGGGCCCGGUGAACCUGGUGGACCUGGUGGUGCAGGUGGUCCUGGUGGUCCCGGUGGUCCAGGUGGUCCAGGUGGACCUAAUGGGCCAAGACGAAUUGGUGGAGCUGAUAUUGGCUUUAUUAUUGAUGGAUCUUCUCUUGUUGGGGACUCGAAGUUUAAAAUCUUGCUCCAAUUUGUGAAGUUGGUGUCAAGGAAGUUUGUUGUACCAGGAUCUGGCAAUAGGGUUGCUUUGAUAGUGUUUGAUGACAAGGAUGCCCAUUUGAUAUUUGACAUGACAUACUUUAAAACGUUUGAACAUCUUACUCGCUUGAUUAACAUGAUCAGGUAUCCACCCAGCAGUGGACGUAAUCCACAAUCUCUCUACCACGGCUUAGUCUUGGCACAUGAAAUCUUAUUUGGCGCAUCUGCUCGGCCAAAAUCGUCAAAAUAUUUGAUCACAGUGACUGCAGGCAACAGCGCUCCCAGGAUUAAGCAGGUAUCACUUGACUUAAAGAGUGAGGGAGUUGAAUCAUUCGUGAUUGACCUAUUCCCAGCUAGAAAUUCGGAUGUAAAACCACUGGUAUCAAAACCCAUUGCGAAGCACAUGUUUACAGCAGAUAUCAGCAGUCCAGGCAACCUGAGAAAGGGGUUGAUAACUGUGGCUCCCGCAAUAACUUCAUUGAUUCAAGGCUCUGUUCCUGUAACACAGCUAUGUUCUCCAUGCAAGAGAGGUCUUAACAUCUAUUGUAAAUUCUGUCCACCUGACAUGCGCUCUGAAACGCCCAAAGCUCCUAUGGCUCCCGAGGCACCAGCUGUGAAAAAAGCAUCGAGACCUUUGCGACAAUUCCGUGCGAGAGCUCAGGCGUUGUUCAAGAAAACACCAUCAACUUUAGCCGCAUCGAAGACAAUGGGAACGCUGACUGAUGUCUAUCCUGAAUAUAAAUACAAGGACGUGUACUAUAACGGUGGAAGAGCUCAGAAUGUUGAUUACAACGCGUGGUCAGGACAAUACGAUUCAAACGUAGUUUCACCACAAAACAACAAUGGUGGCGGGUGCGUUGAUGUAGACAAACACUGUCAACUUUAUGCAUCUCAAGGAUUCUGCCACGAGCCGUUCACAGCACGAGCAAUGCGAACUUUGUGCCGAAGAUCAUGCGAUCUCUGCCAAAUGACUUAGCAAAAUUACUGCAACACUGGAACCACGCUUUGAAUGUAUUUUUCAUCUUAUUCUAAUUAAAUAAUUUAAACGUAAUUUACGCUUUGCAUGCUUUAAACGCUUUCAUUAACAUUGUAAUUGUGUUUCGUAUCGUAAAUGUUAACGCAUAUUAAAGUUAAAGGUAAUUGAUUAACAUCUUCGUACGGACGAAAAAGUAUGUCUUUGAGUUCUUUCAAAGAAUUUAAUUGUUGGCAUCGCUAUGAGGUAAACUUUGUAUGGUAAACUAGCUUUGUAUAUGGUUAACUUGUCAAUAUUAACUUAUUUUAAUCUUAAAUAUAUUUGCUUGCUUGCUUAAUUAUUAAAUAUAUGUAUUC